GCUUACUGUCUUGGGAUUACUUGAACAAUCUUGCUUUUCACAAGAAGGUGAGUACUUUAUAUCAUACCCAGUAGCCUUUUCUAACACUAAAGUAAAAAUAGGCUGUAGGGUUGUGUCAUGAAAGGUGUUGCGGUAGCUCGGCUAUUGUACGCUCCAUACCUUUUGGGACAGAUAGAUUUGUCACUUUUUAGGGAUAACAAGAAGUGUCACAGAUCUGGGAGCUUGCUAUUAUAAAAGCUAAAUAAUAGGCACACGAUGGGGUCGACAUUUGAUGUCAUUUUGAAAAUAGCAGAGUCCUAGAGUAGAUACAGAUUAUGUUGCAUUUGUGACAGGAAAUAAAUAAAACAAACCACUUAAACAUAGUUUUAAAAGAUAUAUUUUGAAUAUAACUGGUAGUAUUAGGGCCUAGGGUUAUUGUUAGGGUUCCUUUAAUCACAUGGGAGCGUCUGCGUGUUCAUGUCCAGAGGAUAAUUUUUUCCACCUUGCAUUUGUUUGUAUGUGUGUGGUGCACAUGAAGUAGAUGUCUUUGUCUUUCAUCCCUCAAUGAACUUCAGGCUUUUCUUUUGAAGAAAGGUCUCUGUUAUCCCACUACAAACAGUUCGAGACUUGCAUAACAACAUUUCAAGAACAUUCCAAGAACACGUGAAGCCUUUCUGGAGGCAAUGGCUGCUUACAUACAUUGAUAUUAACUGUUUGCUAUCUGUUGAUGUUAUUUUUGUCUAAUGAGUAUAAUUAGAAAAUAUCAGAUGUAGUUAUGGGACUUAUCCAUCUCUCGUUAAUGUUUAUUUUAUUCCAUCAGCAUUUCAACCUUUCAUGGGUCUAUAGGAAGAUCUUGUUAUAAUUAGCAAAGCUGACUUAGUACCCAGAGAAGCUCUGUUAUAUGUGGAGUAGCCCCAUAUACCAUACUGAUGAGACUCAUAAUGUUGAACUUCUACAGUCCAUGGUUGGUUUCUGCUCAUUGGGCCUUUUGGAUAGGAACCCAUACUGGACUUACAAAUCUGUGUUUAAUACAAUACUCCAUUGCUAAGAGUAUCUGCAGAAUGCACGAUGCUGGUCUGUGCGUAUUCACAUAUGGAGCUGGGAAUUCUGGGAAAAUUGUGAAAACAUUAUUUCCCUAAAUUACCGUCUAUCAGAUCUAUUUUUUCCAAGGUCUUAUUUGAGAUAUGCAGAUGAUGAACAACAGUAAAUUUAAUUUAAUUUAUAUAUUUAUACUAGGCAGCAAGUGAACAGGCAGUUCUUGAAUUUAAUGUGUUGGAAGUAGGUAAAAUGAGCCAGUGAAAAGAUCUGAGUGACUUUGAUCAAGGACCAUGUAGUGAUGGCUAGACAACAGGUCAGAGCAUCUCUAAAUGGCCUGUCUUGCGGGGAGUUCCAGGUAUGCAGUGGUUAGUCUCUACUAAACGUGUUGCAGAGAAGGACAACCACAGCGAACCAGAGUCAGGAUCAUGGGCAACCAAGACUCACUGAUGCACCUGGAAAGUAAAGACUAACUGUCUAGUCCGACCACACAGAAAAGUUACUGUAGCUCAAAUUGCUGAGAAAUGUAAUUCUGGCCAUGAAAAAAAGUUGUCAGAACACACAGUGCAUCGCAGUUUGCUGCAUAUGGGGCUGCGUAUCUGCAGAUCGGUCAGAGUGCCCACAAAGAUUCGUGUCCACAACCGAAAUGGCGGCUCUAGACUUUGUGAGGCCUUAGGUCAGGCUUCCCCAAACUCUGGCCCUCUAGAUGUUGCUGAACUACAACCCCCAUGAUUCUCAGCCUAUCUAUUUAAUUUAUAGAAUCAUGGGAGUUGAAGUUCAGCAACAUCUGGAAUGCCGGAGUUUGAGGAAGCCUGCCUUAGGCGAAACUCAAACAUGAGGCCCCCACUAACACCCUAAGUGGAAAAAAAAUAUGGGUUAUUGUGUGUAUAAGGUGCUGUAGUUGUAUUGAAGGACAAGCUUGCAGAGAUGGAUACAGAGAGCUAGUCUCUGUAUUCUUUGUUCAGAGGCUUCCAGUGUCGUGGCUCCCUGUGCCGCUGCGUUGUGAGCUCUCCCACUCUAGUUAUGGCAUAAUUUGCAAACUAAAUUAAUUUGCAAUAAACAAAUUUACUUAUCACUUAUGCUAAUCAUUUAUACACGACUGCAGGGUAUGAUUAGAAUCAGGCCUGUUUGGGCAGCACGAGGGAGACCUACAUGAUAUUAGGCAGGUGGUUUUAAUGUCAUUUAUACACGACUGCAGGGUAUGAUUACCCUACAUUCAUGUAUACAUUACUGCCAGUUUGUGUAUUUCUGAGUGUGUCUGGCAUUGUCUACCUGUGGAUGUACAUGAAAGUGUGUGUCUGACCGAGAGUAUCCUUGUGUGUGAAUGUAUGUCUUUAUGUGUCUGGGACCGUAUGUGUGUGGGGUAGCUGCUUGCGAUGUGUGGUGUUUAUGGGGGCUGCCUGUGACCUUUGUGCAUGUGUGUAUGACGAAUGUCUUCAGUUUGUGACUGUGACAAGGUGAGUAAAGGGGUAACUGUGGCAGGUUGAGUGUGACAGGGUGAAAGGGAUAAAUGAGACAGGUUUGGGGGGGGGAGUGUGACAGAAUCAGGCCAGUUUGGGCAGCACGAGGGAGACCUACAUGAUAUUAGGCAGGUGGUUUUAAUGUUCUGGCUGAUUAGUGUAUGUGUGUUUGAGCAAGGUAUGUAUAGUGGCAUGAUGCAGAUAUACAUAAAGGAUUAAGGCUUGUGGCUGCCUCUAGUCUGAAAGAAAAAUAAAACAAACACACAUUACUGGUCAGUUAAAGUAUAACUAAAGCCAAGGUGAAAACAGAAGCUGCCAUCGUGACAGGUGCAGGAGUGCUCAGAUUGAUCCAUGCUAAUCUAUUAUGGAGACGAAAUAGGCUGGUAACAGUAUUUUUAAUUUCAUUUUAUUUUUUGCUAAUCAUUAUUUAUAUAAAAGCUGUAUUAUGUUUUAUAUUUGUAUGUAGCACACAAAAGUUUACGUCCUUACAGAUAUGAAUGGUUUGAGAGUAACACCUGUUGUGUUGAUUAUAAAACCAAACAUCUUUUCCAAGGUUACUGCCUGUUUGUGUUGUAAGGUGAGAAGGACAUUCUUAAAAAAUGUGCAUUGAUUGUGAGGCAUACAUUGUAAUCUACUUAGUGGCUAGAUUCAUUCAUUGUUAGACCUUGUAGUCUAUUACCUGGCAGAUCAAAACCUGCUAGUCUAGUACCUGGCAGACUAUAACCUGCUAGUCUAGUACCUGGCAGACCAAAAUCUGCUAGUCUAGUACCUGGCAGACUAAAACCUGGUAGUCUAGUACCUGGCAGACUAAAACCUGAUAGUCUAGUACCUGGCAGACUAUAACCUGGUAGUCUAGUACCUGGCAGACCAAAAUCUGCUAGUCUAGUACCUGGCAGACUAAAACCUGAUAGUCUAGUACCUGGCAGACCAAAACCUGAUAGUCUAGUACCUGGCAGACUAUAACCUGCUAGUCUAGUACCUGGCAGACCAAAAUCUGCUAGUCUAGUACCUGGCAGACUAAAACCUGGUAGUCUAGUACCUGGCAGACUAAAACCUGAUAGUCUAGUACCUGGCAGACUAAAACCUGGUAGUCUAGUACCUGGCAGACUAUAACCUGCUAGUCUAGUACCUGGCAGACCAAAAUCUGCUAGUCUAGUACCUGGCAGACUAAAAUCUGCUAGUCUAGUACCUGGCAGACUAAAACCUGCUAGUCUAGUACCUGGCAGACUAUAACCUGCUAGUCUAGUACCUGGCAGACCAAAAUCUGCUAGUCUAGUACCUGGCAGACUAAAACCUGGUAGUCUAGUACCUGGCAGACUAAAACCUGAUAGUCUAGUACCUGGCAGACUAUAACCUGGUAGUCUAGUACCUGGCAGACCAAAAUCUGCUAGUCUAGUACCUGGCAGACUAAAACCUGAUAGUCUAGUACCUGGCAGACCAAAACCUGAUAGUCUAGUACCUGGCAGACUAUAACCUGCUAGUCUAGUACCUGGCAGACCAAAAUCUGCUAGUCUAGUACCUGGCAGACUAAAACCUGGUAGUCUAGUACCUGGCAGACUAAAACCUGGUAGUCUAGUACCUGGCAGACUAUAACCUGGUAGUCUAGUACCUGGCAGACUAAAACCUGGUAGUCUAGUACCUGGCAGACUAAAACCUGAUAGUCUAGUACCUGGCAAACUAAAACCUGAUAGUCUAGUACCUGGCAGACUAAAACCUGAUAGUCUAGUAGCUGGCAGACUAAAACCUGCUAGUCUAGUACCUGGCAAACUAAAACCUGAUAGUCUAGUACCUGGCAGACUAAAACCUGAUAGUCUAGUACCUGGCAAACUAAAACCUGAUAGUCUAGUACCUGGCAGACUAAAACCUGAUAGUCUAGUAGCUGGCAGACUAAAACCUGAUAGUCUAGUACCUGGCAAACUAAAACCUGCUAGUCUAGUACCUGGCAGACUAAAACCUGAUAGUCUAGUACCUGGCAGACUAUAACCUGCUAGUCUAGUACCUGGCAGACUAUAACCUGGUAGUCUAGUACCUGGCAGACUACAACCUGAUAGUCUAGAACCUGGCAGAAUAAAACCUGCUAGUCUAGUACCUGGCAGACUAUAACCUGCUAGUCUAGUACCUGGCAGACUAUAACCUGCUAGUCUAGUACCUGGCAGACUAUAACAUGCUAGUCUAGUACCUGGCAGACUAAAACCUGAUAGUCUAGUACCUGGCAGACUAUAACCUGCUAGUCUAGUACCUGGCAGACUAUAACCUGCUAGUCUAGUACCUGGCAGACUAAAACCUGAUAGUCUAGUACCUGGCAGACUAUAACCUGGUAGUCUAGUACCUGGCAGACUAUAACCUGGUAGUCUAGUACCUGGCAGACUAAAACCUGAUAGUCUAGUACCUGGCAGACUAAAACCUGAUAGUCUAGUACCUGGCAGACUAUAACCUGAUAGUCUAGUACCUGGCAGACUAUAACCUGGUAGUCUAGUACCUGGCAGACUAUAACCUGGUAGUCUAGUACCUGGCAGACUAAAACCUGCUAGUCUAGUACCUGGCAGACUAUAACCUGGUAGUCUAGUACCUGGCAGACUAAAACCUACUAGUCUAGUACCUGGCAGACUAAAACCUGAUAGUCUAGUACCUGGCAGACUAUAACCUGGUAGUCUAGUACCUGGCAGACUAAAACCUGAUAGUUUAUUACCUGGCAGACUAUAACCUGGUAGUCUAGUACCUGACAGACUAUAACCUGCUAGUCUAGUACCUGGCAGACUAAAACCUGAUAGUCUAGUACCUGGCAGACUAUAACCUGGUAGUCUAGUACCUGGCAGACUAAAACCUGAUAGUUUAUUACCUGGCAGACUAUAACCUGAUAGUCUAGUACCUGGCAGACUAUAAUCUGGUAGCGUAGUACCUGGUAGAUUUUCCCUUGGUUCACUCUAGAGCUGUGGUUCCCUAUUCAGUCCUCAAUGCACAGCAAAACCCAGGAUUCAGGCAUUUCCCAGUUCAGUUCCAAUCGAGAUACUGACUUAUCUGGACUGUUGGAGUGCCCUCUAAACUGCUCUGGAAACCAGCUGUUCUGAGAUGCUGGAAACACCAAGAAAGGCAGCACCAACUACAACAUGCUCGGCGUUUCUUAGAUCACUUAUUUUACCCAUUCUAAUGGUUGAUUAACACUGCAUGCUGUAUACGGUAUGGAUUGAGUGGCAGCCGUGGGGUUUCCCGUGGGAUUAUUUGCAUUUCAGAUACAGUGGCUGCCGAGUAUAUGCCAUGGCGACUAUGAGGAUGUGUAGCAAGGUGAACUUUUUUCGUUCUGGUUAAAGGGAUUCUAUAGUGUUAGGACUACAAACUGUAAAAAACCCUUUAGUCACUUACCUGAUUCCAGGGCCGAUGUCCCUUUGCGCUAGUUCGGCGUUUUAAGUCCUCGGUGAAUAUUGAAAAAAUAUCAUAGCUUACAGCAGAGUUCAUCUGGAUAAACUAAAGUUGAAUAAAAACAUUGAAUGGUACAGCAAAGGCACAUUCACUCAGUAAGUAUUUGAAAGUAAUGUGGAGACUGGUGUGAGACCUUUCUGAGGCCAGUAGGGGGCAGUGUAUAUUCAUAGAUAGAACUACCUUUCUCCCAUGAAAAGGCAAAUCCUCUUUCAAAAGCCAAAGUCGCCAGUGCCUUCACAUUGUGCAUUCCUUAGAGAUUCUGAGAGAUAUGAAUCCCCACUAGGCAGAGUAGGCAACUGCAGAGGUGUUUGUCAUUUGCUAGUAAUUUAACCUCUGGAUACCACAACCUCUGGUUCUUGUCUGCAAAUAAUGGGAGAUGAAGACUGAGCAUCUGAUACAUUUUGAUACUUUAUUUCUACAUAAUCUUGCAACCUAGGACAUGGGGACAUGGGACAUUGGUAAAAUAAACACGUGGCACAUGGGGGCGAGCCUGGAGAGAUUACUUCUACCUCUCUGGUUUCCGAUGAGGUGCCACAACGAAUGACACAUGUAAGUCUUUUAAACUAGUUAUCCCCCCCUUUUUCUUUCCAGCUGCAUUUAUUUUUAUUUUUAAGAAAUAAAGGAAUGCUAUUUUUAUUUGUACUUACUAUUUUCUUUGAGUGAAGUACAGCAUCCUAAUUUCUAAAUACUACCGCUCCACCAAGAUCAUUGGGGUUUUGAAAAAAUCAAUUUGUUGCUUUCAUGACUGCUGACCCACAAAUUAUUUUAAAUCGUAACAAUUCCUAAAUGUUAAUAACCAACCCCGUCUAAAAUUUCCUCUGAAAUGUACCCCUGUUCUAAAUAAUCCGGGCCCUUCAUAAUGAGACUGACAACCUUUCAUGUUGGAUCGAGCAUAGUCCACAGCUUUAUUUUACAGCACAACUUGCCAGCAACUGUCCAAAAUAACAAACUGUGAGCUGCAGGCAGACAGAGACACAUUUACGUUAACAAGAGUCCAAAGCUAUCCACAUUGUGCCUUCAGCUUGCAUGCAGACCACAGCCCCCAAACCGAGCUUAGGUAAUUUACGUCUUAGUUGCUGAGCUGUUAGGGACCACCGACGCCAUGACAACACAUAGGAAAGAAGGACAAAAACAACAAAGAUAACAAACAACACAAUACAAACAAACACAUAACCACUACUACCUACAACAACAUCUCCUAAAAUGUAAUUGUAAAGAGGCUACAGAUCCUACUGUUUCUGUGCCUGGACCACCUUACCCCACCUUGCGAUAUCCUGCUAGAGUGCCAGGGGUAGCCAACCAUUGGCACCCCAGAUGUUGUGGACUACAUCUCCCACAAUGCACUUACAACCAUAAUGCUGGCAAAGCAUCAUGGAAGAUGUAAUCCAAAACAUCUGGAGUGUCAAAGGUUGCCUAUCUCUGUGUACAAUAAGCCACAAAGCCAGUGGUUGAUGAGAAAAAGAAGAGGCUCUGGGGACUGAGCUAGGCCUAAGCUGCGCAUGUCUGUAACUGUUCUCAGAGCUGCCAUCAUUAGAAACAUAGAAUGUGACGGCAGAUAAGAACCAUUCGGCCCAUCUAGUCUGCCAUCAUUAAUGUUUGGGACCCUGGGGCUCCCACCCAAGUCUGCCAACCUCUUUGUAUUAACAUUCCACUGGCAGCGGCUUGCAGGAUCAGAGGGAGACUUUGUCUCCCCGAGCAGUCAAAGCCCCCAGGACUGCCUUGCACCAUAAUAACCGUGAUGGUGGCGGUAUUGGCUGUGCUCCCAAAGUUGAAUGUAGUUGUAUCCCAAAUGCAGGUAAAGAGGGAUUUACAUAAGUGUUCCUCUUCUGUCAUUUGUACCAUUGGAAGGUAUGUCAAAAAUUCACAGAAAUUAGGAUUCAAAGUGAAUUUAAGGUUAGAGUAGCUCUACUGAAAGUAUAGCUGACAGAGGUGACAUUUUGCCCUUAAAUUUUAAAUUCACUUUUAAUUCUCACUUUAGAAAAUAACACUGAUAGAGUAAAACCCAUCGGAUGGCAUGUCACCUGAAUCCCAGAACAUCUCUGUGUCCAGAAACAUUGCGUGAGCGCUACUGAAUACAUUUAAUAUGUCACGAGAGAUUAAUCUUAGAAGAAAAUAGCUUUCUACCUUGUGCCAAGCACCACAAUUCUAUGUCUGUUUACACGUUUGUGAAAGAUCAUCAUUACUCACUUGACAUUUACUUAUGUAAACGAAAUAAGAGAUACCUAAAAUUAAAGAAGAAUGUUUAAUCAGGCCGGGCUACGAGCAUUGUCUAAUAAAGUCAUAUUUUGCAGUUGUCCGUGACUCAUCUUUAAUUAAUACACUUGGAAUGAUAAGGAACAGGCUACAUUCAUUGUAACAGACACCUUAAUUAAAAAAUGAUUGUAUAGUGUCAGACAUCAAAGAAUCCCAUUUAUUAAAUUUCACACAUAGUUGGGGGAAUAUUAUUGAACUAAACAUGAAUACAAAAUGAUUUGCGCAGCCUAAAUUCUAUUUCUAGGAUUGCACAGACAGUUUGAUAGUGAAACCUGUUAGCACAGACGGUGAGGUUUGUAAAAUGCACUUUUAUCGAGUAGUAAGUAGCUUUAUAUGUUAAAAAUAUUCCUUCCUGCUAUCAUAGUGUUUGGUCAAUGUUACUCUGUGCACUAUGACUUGCCCUGUUAGAGCUGCAAUAAGGACUGAACAUUAUAUGGGGUCUAAACGUAUGCCACAAAUUGUUCUGUAUCACAGCUUAGUGGUGCGUGUCCCAGUUCAGCUCAGGUAAGUUAAUUUUGAAUUCUUUCUAUAGAUUGUUUUAUAGGCAUGUGCAUGGGGAAAAUAUUCGGCUUGGUUCUGCAUUCCGAAAUUCGGGACUUCGUCAAUUCAGGACUUCGGCAAUUUGGCACUUCGACACUUCGGCAACUUCGGCACUUCAGAUCUUAGACACUUCAGGACUUCGGCAAUUUGGCACUUCGGAACUUUUGCACUUCGGCAACUUCGGAACUUUCGGCAUUUCAGAAUUUUCUUGCAGCCGCUUGGUAGAUAACUAUCUAAUUCCCACGGUAUUAGGGAGUUAUCUACCAAAAGGCUGAAAGACCUAAAUUGGUCUUUCAGCCAAAUUUACUAAUACUAAGUAAAAAUUACUUAGUAUUAGUAAAUUUUGCCCCUACUCGCUAUAAAAAAAAAGGGUCCCGCCUCCCUGAGCAGCGGGUGGGGGCCCUAAAGUAAAAAAAGCGGGGAGGACCUAUUGUCCUCCCCACCGGCCCCAAACCCUGAGCGGCGGGUGGGGGCCCUAAAUAAAAAUGGGGGGGACACCUAAUGUCCACCCCCCUGGGCCCCACCCCUGAGCGGUGGGUGGGGGCCAUUAACAAGAAUAAGGGGGGGACCUAAUGUCCUCCCCCAUGGCCCCCACCCUUGAGCAGCAGGUGGGGGCCCUAAAUACAAAUUGGGGGGGGACCUAUUGUUCUUUGGAAUUUUCCCCCCCUUAUUCUAGUUUAGGGCCCCCACCCACCACUCAGGGGUGGGGGCCAGGGGGGAGGACAUUAGGUCCCCCCCUUAUUCUUGUUUAGGGCCCCCACCCACAAGGGGGCCCUAAACAAGAAUAAGGGGGGGGACCUAAUGUCCUCCUCCCUGGCCCCCAUCAAUGAGCGGUGGGUGGGGGCCCUAAACUAGAAUAAGGGGGGGUGACCUAAUGUCCUCCCCCCUGGCCCCAACCCCUGAGUGGCGGGUGGGGGCCCUAAAUACAAAUUUAACUCCCCUCCCCCCAGAUGACUAGGGGUCCCCAAACCCCUAGUCACCCCCUCCCCCAAAAAAUAAACUCCUACCUACCCCCCUCACCCUAAAAAUAAUGAGGGGGGACCUUUAACUAAAUACCUGUAAAAAUAAAAAAUAAACUUACCAUUCAAUGUUUUCUUUCUUCUAAAAUCUUUCCAAAUAAAAAUCCAUAAUAGCCGACGCAAUUAAAAAAAAUAAUCCAUCUUCACCUAUGGAGGGCUCCACGCAGACUGAGCUCAGCAGGGCGGGGGAAGGCUUAUAAAGCCUUGCCCCGUCCUGCAAUUAGGCUCAGAGCACUCUGAUUGGUGGGUUUAAGCCAUCCAAUCAGAGUACUCUGACAGGUAAAUGAAGGGACUGACAGGUAAGUCUCUACAUUUACCUGUCACAGCACUCUGAUUGGUUGGUUUGAAGUUUUCCCAUGCUGUGUAAUUUGACUCAUAACACUCUGAUUGGUUACUUAAUCCACCAAUCAGAGUGUUAUGAAUCAAAUUAUACAGCAUGGGAAAAUUCCAAAGAACUUUCCCACGCUGUGUAAAAUGACACAGAGCACUCUGAUUGGUGGAUUUCAAACCAACCAAUCAGAGUGCUGUGACAGGUAAAUGUAGAGACUUACCUGUCAGUCUCUUCAUUUACCUGUCAGAGCACUCUGAUUGGAUGGCUUAAACCCACUAAUCAGAGUGCUCUGAGCCUAAUUGCAGGGCGGGGCAAGGCAUUAUAAGCCUUCCCCCGCCCUGAAGAGCUCAGUCUGCGCUCGUUUUUUUUUUUUUAUUAUGGAUUUUUAUUUGGCCUUUUUUGGGGCUGAAAAAAUAAGAUUUUAGAGGAAAGAAAACAUUGAAUGGUACGUUUAUUUUUACAGGUAUUUAGUUAAAGGUCCCCCCUCAUUAUUUUUAGGGUGAUGGGGGUAGGUAGGACUUUAUUUUGGGGUGGGGGCCGGUGGGUAGGACAAUAAGUCCUCCCCCCUUUUUUUACUUUAGGGCCCCCACCCGCCUCUCAGGGGUGGGGGCCGGGGGGGGCAAUAGGUUUAAAAGCUCCCACUCGAACUUGUUUAAAAGCCCCCACUCGAACGUCGCGGGUGGGGGCUCAGGAGGGGAGACCUUUUUUUUUUUUACAGUGAGCAGCCACAGGCUGCUCACUGUUUAAUAGAGAUACCCCUACUCGCGGUAUAGCGAGUAGGGGCAUAAUUUACUAAUACUAAAUAAUCUUUACUUAGUAUUAGUAAAUUUGGCUGAAAGACCAAUUUAGGUCUUUCAGCCUUUUAGUAGAUAACGCCCUAAUACCGUGGGAAUUAGGGAGUUAUCUACUUAUUCAAUCCUGUCAUUACAUGACUGGCCAAGUAACUUACAUUUUAUAUGAAUGUAUGUUACUUGAUUGUUGUAAGUGUUACAGCUGAAUCCUGGCUAUGUUUGUAUACUUUUUAUUUGAAAUUGUAUACAGUGUAACAUUCUUAUUCUUUCACUGGGUAAGUAUAUUAGUACUUAGGCAAUACUGUGCUUCGGAACUUCGUCACUUUGACACCUCAGAACUUCGGCAACUUCGGCACUUCUGCAAUUUGGCACUUCGGCACUACUACACUUCGGAAAUUCGGUAAUUUCGGCACUUCGGCAAUCCGGCACUUUGGUAAUUCAGCUAUUCGGACAUUCGGAAGCACCCGAAUGUCCGAAUUACCCGAAAUUUGGCCGAAUUUUAAUUCGGACCGAAACGAAUUGCACAUGUCUAUUGUUUUAUGCAGUUGGAGAAUUCCCUCGUAGCAUGGCAAUAUUGAUUAUUAAGUUCUCACGAUGAAGGAGUUAUAGAUCUACCCAGGAAUGAGAAUAAAAAAUGGCCUGUUGUCUGUACUCAGGUGUUAUUGUCAUGAUAAUGUGUGGAGCAUUUAAAGCUGCAAAGGGUACAGCAGUGCCACCACGCUGUUAUAACUUAUCACAGAAAGAGACUGCACGUGCUUAAAGAACGAUGGAUUCAGGUGCUCAGUGAUCUUGGGCGGCCAAACCCCAAAUAGUAUAUAAAAAAAAAACAGAAAAGCAGGAACUCCCAUUUUCAUCCUGUAGCAUUUAACUUGUGCCGCUACUACACGAAACAGGAUGAAUAUUGCAGUGCCGGGUACUCAUUAUUAUUUGAAGUGCUCUGUUAUAGAGCAUCAGUCCCGUAUUAUUUACUAAAUGCAAGUACAAUGUGUCUGUAUGGAUCCUUGUAGAAUGUAUAUUGACAGUAAGGUAGCUAUUGGGAACAUUGAACUGGUAAGGAUUCUGGAUUAUAUUAGAAAUAUAAGGUGAACACAAUAUGUUCAAUCAUUUGAAAAGUGCCUUAAAACCCAUCUCUUUAGGAAGGUUUAUGGCCUCCCAGAGCUACCUGUACCUCACAUACCUGUCGCUUGCUCUCUCCUAAAAGGCAGCACUCUACUCUCUCUUCCAGCUCUGCUUCACUCCCACCUAAUUUAAUUGCAAUUUCCUGCCCUAUUGUGUUUUAUAUCCCACCUCCUAUAGCCUGUAAGCUCGUUUGAGCAGGGCCCUAUUCAACCUAUCGUUCCUGUAAGUUUUCUUGUAAUUGUCCUAUUUAUAGUUAAAUCCUCCCUCUCAUAAUAUUGUAAAGCGCUUCGGAAUCUGUUGACGCUAUAUAAAUACCAGUAAUAAUAAUAAUAUUAUAGAAAUGAAAGCCUGUAACUGAAUAUUGCCACUUUGUUCAAGCACUUAAGGUGGUCCCCCUGCAGAAAUCAUUGUAUUGACCUUGACUAUAUUGAAUAAAGUACCAGUUCUUCACGGCUUACCUUAAUUUCUAAUGUAAAUAUAUCUUUUCAUCUCAUGAGAAAAACACACCACACAAGGAAGUCUUUAAAAUGAUGUUUCAGCUACAAGGGGAAACAAUAAACAGGAAACUAUAGUCAAGAAAGGGACGUUCACACUUAGGAGCCAGAGCUGUCAGUCAAAGAGAGAUUGUUAUAAUAACACAGCUCAUAUUUAUUAUACAGCUAAAUGCAUCAUCGGCUUAAUAUGUUUAUUUUCAAGGGACACCAUAGGCACCAGUGAUCACUUCAUUAUAUUGAAGUGGUUAUGGUGACCGAAGUCCCCAGAUGCCAACUCAUGGUUCAGUGUAAACUGUGUUUUAAUUGUUUAUCAUAGAAUGAGGAACAUUGACCACCUGCAACAUGGCCCCCACUGGAGGAAAUGUAACUGUUGCCCUAUUUUUGUUACCCAUCCCAGCUUGGACUAAUGAGGAGACGGUCCGGGCCGCAUACAGUUGGGAUACAGUCCGCAUUCAAUCUUAAACUAUCUGAAAAUGGUUUAACACCGAACAGAGCCAGGGGACUACAGCGCCAGGGGACUACAAGCACCAUAGACACUUAAAUGAGUCAAAGUGGUUAUAGUGCCUAGAGUGUCCCUUUAAUAGGAGAUCAGUUGUCUUCCAACCCUCCUACAUCAUAUUCACAUUCUUUUCUGCCACUUUACCACGCCAACAUAAAGCGGGGCACAAAGUGUUCAGAGCUGCCAGACCUGUCACCUUCCUCUCUGUGUCACCGUGACUUAAAUAUCUUUUCAUUUUAAUGUAUGAUUAUCAGUAGCUGGCAAGUCCUGCCAUAUACUUAACAGAUAAUCCUGUCUUUUAAUUUCUAUAUCAGCAUUUGCCUGUCACCUUCAAACCCCAUAUGGUGCCAAAGCCUUUAAUAAAUAUAAUGAACAGGGAUACAGAAUUACAGAUUGUAGACUUUUUUUUGUCCGCUAGUUACCCUGAACAAUGUACAGACAUCUUUUAGAAAUAAACAUAGUGUGUAACGCAUUAGGAUUCAAAAGUACACAUCUCCGUAAUCCUGGCAGUACCCAAUUAAGACACCAUUACGUGUUUUAAACACCCACACACCCGAUAAGCAACUGUAUUUUCUUGGCUUUACCAGCGCGCUAUUAAAUAAAUUAAAAAAUAAAUAACUUUAGUUGCAUUAACUGAUUCAAGCAAUCGAACGCCGGCGCAGACAUUUUCAUUUACCAUCAGCCACAGUUUCAUUAGAACACCAUUACAGUAAAUCACAUCUAAAUGUACCUUGCUCUGUAUGUUUCAAGGUCGUUAAAGGUCAUCUCCGAAUGAAUAUAUUGUUACUCUGUAUCAUCCAUUCUUAGUGAUGGGAAGAAAAGAUUUAUUUGCAGAUGUGCCACCCUUAAAUAUGUACGGUCUAUGAAAUAAAUCUGGACAGAAAGACAUGAAUAAUUCAUAAACACGUUAGUGGGGUGUUUGCAUGGUUUCAAGGACUCUCAGCAUGGAUGACGUGGAAAGCGUUUUUGAUGUUGGUGUUGUUAUUGUAGAUAAUAGCUAUUCUCUCGGUGCUUGAUUAAAUAAUUAUACUGUGCAAUAUUCCAUAAAACAUUUGGCCCCUUCCCCUUUACAGAAAUCUUUAAAGGAAAAAAGCAAUAAAUGGGCUGUAUAAUUAAAUACAAAAUAUAAAAAAAUGUAUAUAAUACCAAAUUAUGUUUCGUCAAUCUGUUGGUAUAUGUCUAAUUUUAUAUAGACGUUGUUAAGCAUGCAAUCAACACACACAGGGUUUAUUUAUUACUUAUUUGUUACCGGCAUUUAUAAAGCCCCAACAAAUUCCGCAGCGCUGUACAAUUGGGUUAUUCUCUAAACUGAGAAUUCAAAGUGAAUUUCAAAUUCAAGAUCAAAAUAGUCGAACGGGAAACAUCCCCAGCAAUGGUUUUGUUUGUUUUCUCUGACCAUAAAUUUGUAGAUAAUUUUGAAUUCUCCUUUUAGUAAAAACCCCUAAGAAAGUUACCCACCUAUCCUUCUCUUUAGGUUAUGUGAUCUAGCAGAGAAGCAUUUCAUUUUGACUUACUCUCUGGUAAUGUUUUCCAACCCAGCUCUCAGGGCACAACAGCGACAGCUUGGGAUUUCGGAAUUUUCCAUUUAUGUUCCAAUGGGAAUCAUGACAAGACCUGGACUAUUGCUGUAUCUCUAGAGGACUGAGUUGGGAAUCAUUGCUCUUUGACAUGUCGUGACAUGAUCUCCAAGUCCCUGUCACGAUGUGGCCUGCCCCUAGAACUCUCUUAGUCUUCUCAUUGUUUUAGCGAUUUAAGGUUAUAUCUGUAUCGCUGGCUGUGUAUGGCCAUAAAUGCCAAGCUAGAACAAAUAAACGUCCAAAACAGAAGGAAUUCCACAUCAUUAUGGGAAAAGCUAAACAGAGGAGUGAAACAAAAAUUGUGAAAUAUGCAACAUUUUAAAGGGACAAAUUACGUUACCAGGUUCUCCAUUCAUUGGGAUUGAAUGGAUGAAAUACAGGCAUCUUAUUGUUACUUUCCACUAGACUCCAGUCCUAUAACCAACUCAUAUCAACUAUGUAAUUAAUAUUCCUUCCUACUGAAGUCACCGCUGUACCACAUCACACGGUUUGUGCAAGCUAAUGUGGCCGAUACAAAGGUGGUCGACACAUGAGCCAAGGUCAGGAUUGUCGAGAACAGCUUAAACCUAGAACUCGCCAGAGUUAGCGCUACAGACAACAACAGUAACGUUAUGUAGCUAAUGGUCAAAGGAAAAUAUUCAGGAGUGAGCUGUUGAGCUAAUAGGAACGUCAGUCGUGAUGCUAGCAGAAUCUCCUCGGGUAACUGGGAUGUAUGGACAGAGGCAGCUCCAAAUAUUCUCGAUCGUGGCUGUUAUAAAACAUUGCAUGUUGCAAGAAAGCAUUGGGACAUUAGAACAUUUACACUUCAUUCGCUUUAGACUGCAAGCUCUGUUGAGCUCUUGUUUGUGUGUGCCUGAAAGUUAGGAUGGCCACACACGCUCCAUUAGUCAAGGAGACUUAGGGCUGGGUUCUAUUAAAAGAGAUAAACUUACCUCUAGUUAUUUAAUAGCAGUCGUCCCAUUGACCUAUAUGGGUAAAAUGCAAUUAGGUGACACAGACGAGCUCAUCGAAUAGAAUUUAGCCCUGAAUUACUGUAUAAAUGUUCACCUCCAUCUGGAUUCUGGACAGGAACUAGGUCUGCAUACUGUAUAUUGUUCUACCCAUGUGCCACAUUAUCCCACCAACAGUUUAUGUGAUGCUCUCCACCUGAUUUGUGCCCCUCCAGCUGCUUCGUGCUCUGGAUGCCCAUGUUUCACCCAGGGGGCAUCCUCCAUGAAUUGUUAAUGGCGGUCAUGCACAUAGUUGGAACUGAUUAAACACAGUUACGGAAACAUGCUCCUGAUUGCCAGUUUGUUCGGCUUUGUUGUGCUUUCAAUGAUGGCACAUUGUGGGCAAGCAUCCAGCGGAUGAUUUAUAGUAUUGAGGGCGUAUCUCUGGCCUCCAUCCAAUGGCUGGUUUACUGACAUGACAUUACCAUCUGCAGGAUUUAUGGGAACUUUUAUUACUGAAGGGCAAACAUAGAUGUGUCUGUUUCUUUAAACUACAGAGGAACGACGUGUUGGUUGUUUUCCUGUACUGCAUUUUUUGGAAUCUAAAACAAUGCUUUAAGGCUUUUCCUGCCUCUGUAAACUCCUUAUGUGCUGGAUAUAAAAUCUCCCUACUCACCGCCCCUCUUAGAACGCCACUUAAUAUUCGUGGAUAAGCUUUUCAUAUGAUUUAAUAUUUUGAUAACUUUUGAUUUAUUGAUAUAUUAACAUAUAUUAAAUUAAGGCCUUAGACAAGGUGGAUUAAGAGCUCAUUGGGCCUGGUGCUGACAGCUAUGAUGGGCCUAAUUACAGAAUCUUAUUGAUAGAAAACACUAUAACAGUCCUACCUCCCAAGCGUCAUGUAUCUGGUGGAAGUGGUGCUGACAGGAAACUCACAUUUAUAAGAAUACACAUUCCCUUUAUUAAUCUCUCGCUUUCAUCUCUCAACCAAAUUCAUUCCCCAACAUCGACAUCCAGUGGAAAUUCACCUGACAGGGUAAAAGGAGGUCUGCCAGUGAUGUAAAUCACUUCUUUGGCACCUCUUAAAGGUCAGCCUGCCCACCAAUCACACAUGCCAUCCAAGUAAGGGGGUGCCUGUGCAGUCAGCGCUGUUUCAGCACCCUGAGUUUGCCGCUAGCACCCCAUGGAGGAAGAUUCUCUGGUGUUUCCCCAGUACCCUACUGUCCACUCCUCUCCUUCCAUUCAUAUUAACAGGCAGAAGAUAUGCAGCGUGAGACAGAGAAAAAGGUGGAUGUAGUGAGUGAAGAGGAAAGGGGAUAUGCCACAGUGUAGAGAGACCAAAGCAGCAUAAUAAUCUGCAUAGUGUUUAUCUUAACUAUUUUAUAGUCACCAAUCCUCAAAAUUCCUGUACACCUACAUCCUUUCUAAGUUCACAUAAUUAAUUCCCUCUGUACAAAGCAAGAGCAUGUGAAGAGUAUUAACAAACAUAUAUAUAUUACUUUUUUUUUAUUUUUUAUUCAAUGCAUCUAUUCCAUAGGCAUGGGUCCAGAGCUUCAGCUCUAUCAGCUCCUUUGUUAAGCCAUCCCUGGCCUUAGGUUUACAUGUGUCUGUUGUAUAUUUCUCCAAAGGACAGGCUGUAUCAGUGGUGUAUCCUGGUUUUGUGCUGCCCUAGGCAGGACAAAACUCAGGCACCCCCCUGCGCCACCCCCACCCAAUCCUUCCCCCCCCGCCCCACCUUCUAAAUACACACACCACAGUCAGACACAAACACACACACAGUCAGACACACACACACACACAGUCAGGCACACACACAGUCAGACACACACACACAGUCAGACACAAACACACACAGUCAGACACAAACACACACACAGACACAAACACAGACACACACACACAGUCAGACACAAACACACACACACACAGACACAAACACACACAGUCAGACAUAAACACAAACACACACACACAGUCAGACAUAAACACACACAGUCAGACACAAACACACAGUCAGACACAAACACACACACACAAACACACACACACAGUCAGACAUAAACACAGACACAAACACACACACACACAGUCAGACACACACUCACAUCAAAAAAAUGUUUUCUUUUUAUUUACCCCCCCCCCAGCCUCCUUACCUUUGGGAGUGCUGGGGGGGGGGUCUCUCUCUCCCUGGUGGACCAGUGGCUGCCGGUCGGGCAGGCGGCGCUGGCUGCUGGGUGGGCGGCUGGCGAGGGAGCACUUCCUCUGAGCGGUCUGCUCAGCUCCCUCGCCAGCCACCCGCCCAGCACCGCCCGCCCGCUCGGGUAUGUCUGUUAGCCGCAAGGCAAACUAGGCAUUUGCCCUGGGCAUUUGGGGGCGGCGUUUUUUGCCGCCCCCUGAAAAAUGCCGCCCAAGGCAAAUGCCUUGUUUGCCUCGCGGCUAAUAUGCCCCUGGGCUGUAUAUACAGGGCUGUUCUGUUCAGAGCACAUUAUUUAUACUGUAUACAGUUAUAAUUCAUUAUUAUAGAAUGUGACGGCAGAUAAGAACCAUUCGGCCCAUCUAGUCUGCCCAAUUUUCUAAAUACUUUCAUUAGUCCCUGGCCUUAUCUUAUAGUUAGGAUAGCCUUAUGCCUAUCCCACGCAUGCUUAAACUCCCUCACUGUGUUAACCUCUACCACUUCAUUUGGAAGGCUAUUCUAUGCAUCCACUACCCUCUCAGCUCUUCAGCGUGUGCUCUCAGAGCUGGCCAGAUCGGCAGCUGAAUAGUAGUGUAUAUUAUUGUUGCUAGGUUGACCCUGCCAGGAUUUGAACAUGUGGCCUUGUAUUUUUGAGCAGGAUUUGUGGUCAAGUAUUUUGGCAGCUGAGCUACCUCGCCAGGCUAUUAUGUUUUUAAAGAACAGUCUGUACAGUACAGUAAGCAGAAAGAGGCAUUUUCACAUGAUAUUAGUGAUUAGUGUAUAUAUCAGCCCAUCAGUAACUGAUUUCUGUAACAUUGUAACAUUGUAACACUACAUACAGAUACACACACUACACAGAUACACACACUACACAUGUAUACACUACACACACUACACAUACACAGAUACACACACUACAUACAAACACAUACACACAUUACACACAUGCAAACAGAUACAUACACUACACAUACACAGAUACACACAUACAAACACACAGAUACACACACUACACACAUACAAACACACAGAUACCCACACUACAAACAGAUACCCAAACUACAAAUACACACAUACAAACACACACUGAACACACAAAUACACACACAUUACACACAUACAAACAGAUACAGACACAAACACACACACACAUCCACUGACACUCACUCACACACUCAAUGACAGACAUUCACUUAUGACAGACAUUCACUUAUGCCUGCCUCACUGCAACCGCACUGGACCCCAGGGACGGAGAGAGCACCGGCUGCAUAUAUAGAUAUGCUCUUAUUGCGCUAUAUAUGCAGAUAGCCGGCCUGGGCCCCUAACGGCAGACACAGGGGUGGCAAAACACCGCACCUGUGAAAGUGUCGCCUGGAGCCAUGGCUUCACCGGGGCCUAUGGAUGGGCCGGCCCUGGAUCCAGUGAUUUAUUCUGCAUAGACUUUUACAAUGAUUAGUCUCCUGAUAGUGUUGAGGUCCUCAUAACGAGGUAUACGGUAUAGUUCCUGAACUUGCGAUGGAGUGAUAUUUUAGGAUUACGUUUUCACCAAGGACAGGCAUCACAUGAAAUUUAGCAUUUAACAAUAUUGAGCUGCCAUCCAGGAAAAGGUGUCAGAUACAGAAAAAAAUAAUUAUUUUUUUACAAAUCUGUAAACUGGUGGUAAUUCGAAAAUAAAUGUAACAUUCUUGGCCAAAAAAGCUGAAAUGGAAAAUCUCUCCUAGUAAGCUGGGAUUUCAAUUUGGAAAUAUAACUCAAUUUGAAUUCCCAACACUUCCCACCGCUUGCAAGAUCAUUAUACGUAUAACUUUUAUAUGUGAUAACAACAGUAAUUAUUAUUUAUAUAUCACCGACAUAUUCCGCUGCACUGUACAAUAGGAAAUAAAGUGGCAUUGGGCGCCAUUUUACAUUACAUCGCUUUCGCUAAAUUGAAAUCUAAGUUGAAAAAUGGAGCCUAAAGUAGCUGAUUUUCAAUAUAUCUCUAUAUCGGUUAUAGUCACAGGAUAUUUUCUCUAUUUUGCUAUUCAGAUUUUAAUUCGCUAUCAUUUACAUUUUAUUUAUAAGCCCUUCGGCUUCCCCCUUUCUGCUACCUGGCCCACACUCAGUUAAAGGACAAAGACACAAGAUCCUAUCCAUUGCUUAGAGCUGGCUGCUAGGUCCAUAGCUAUGUGUCUAAUGCUGCCCGGCCUCUCUCUUCCUUUCGAGUUCCCAAUCACUCUAUAUGCUGCUAGUUUGUAAUUCCAUCCUGAGCAGGAAGUUUGCCGCCAGCUGUUUACAUUCUCAUUCAAGCAGCCUCCUCCUCCGAUCCAGCCCAGACCUGUCUGACCGAAUUUGAAAGCUUCAUCUCCUGUAGCAUCUUGUGUCGGCUCCGUGGUGAGUAUACUCCCCUCUUACAGAAUAAGUGAGUAUCCAGCCUCAUACAAACUCCCUACUCUGUGUACCACAGUGUUUGUACCCCUUUAAACUCUGCUACACAAAGUAUGACGGUUUGCAAGCCAAACAUCAGAGUGCAAUGUACUAAAGUUUUCGCAUUUCUGAGCGUGAGUCUUUUUAAGAUAAAUAAGUCUGGAAUUAAGAAAUGAAAAGUAUACGUAGAAUUGCGACAUGUCAUUAUAUAACAUAUUAACCGUUUAAGGUCCUGAGAUAGGAAAUACCUUGCUACUGUAACAAUCCUGACAUGUCAUCGGUCCUGAAGGAGUUAAGUACGUAGCAUUAUUUUUAAGGUUAGCGAUGAUGUAUACACUCCAGUAAUGUUACCGUGUUUACAGAGUAAUAAAGUACACAGCAGACAAUGAAAUAUGACAUGUCAGCGCAUUCAGUAGCAAUUUUUUUUUCCGACUUGCCACAAGUAUUGCAACAACAGUGUCACACGUAAAAAAAAUAAUAAUUUUUUUUUAAAAAGUGCAGUCUUGAGAAAUAGUUAUUUAUUUUUAUACAGAAUUACUAUGGCAGGUUUGAAAAAGCCUUAUGUAAAAGUUAACAGCACACAGAGAAUAAACACCCAAAGCAAGCCUUACUGAAACCGAGGAAAGACGUGGAUACGCAGAUCCUUUCAGGGCUCUGGAAGACAUAAAAGGGCUUAUUCAUUAAAUGCAGAACUCUAGUCAGUCUAAUAUUGAAUUGCGCAAUAUAGACUAAAAACAAACCAAGCCGAGUCAAAGCAUUUUCUAAAUCACCACUUUUUGCCUGAAUUAUACAAUCUGUUUUGCAAUUCACUAAAAUUCAUUGCUUGGUCAGCGAUUGUCUGCCUAUCUAAAAAUAAGAAAAAAUCACAGAGAUCUACAGUUCCCAAAAUGUACUGGAAUAUUGUAAAUCUCUAUAAAAUAAUCUAACUAAUAUAUAUACCACGACAAAUAGCAGGUAUCAGCUCUAAUAUAGCAAGGGGCAAAUGGUUAGAUGGAGGGGUAAUGGGUGAAAAUGCAGAAAAUUACAGAGAAAGGUAGUAGGUACCUUGAAAAGCUCUCCAGUAGUGUUGGUAACUGCUAACUGCACUGGAAUGCAAAAAUGCUUGGCAUGUGCUUUAGGCUGUCCUGAAGAAUAAUAAGAACCAACUAGAUGGGUCAGUUCUAUGUGCCACCCCAACCUAUGUUAAUAAGAAGGUAGAGUGAGACCAGAAUGUGUCCCUCAUAUGUGGAUUAGUUGGAAGGCUAGCUGUGACUGGGUUAGUAUUGUGGGAGAGUCAGGCAGAAUGAGUGUAGCAUUGUAUCUGUUCUGAGUCCUUUCCUGGGGGGGUUAGAAGUCGCCCGGAUCAGACGGUGUACUGAUGUUAUUAUUGUGUGAAGAAGUGGCAGGAACAUUUCGUCAGCCCUUCCGUCCUGCACAAUGUGUUGGAACUUGUUGUUGUAGGACAAUUAAUGGGCUUUCAUGCAAUCUGACUGUGACACAACCUAUAAAAUGUUUCACUUCGUGAUUUAGAUUGUUAAUAAAUGCAUAGAUCAUAUGAUGGCAUGUCCUCAGUUAAUAUUUUAUUAUUAUUGGAAUUUUAUAGCGCCAAGGUAUUCCGCUGUGCUUUACUUUUCAGAAUUAAUGCUUCCGAUCGCUUUGUAAUUACCACCUCAUUACUUUAUUCACCGUUUUUGGUUUGAAAGGAAACACCACUGUCCAUUUUCAACUAUGUAUUUUAUCAUGACACCUUCAUGGAUUCACCUGUUUUGAGUUUUAAUAAAUUAAUUUCAUUAUUUUCUUUUAUUAGCCAAACACCAGUGUAUUAUCCUUGUAUUAAUAACGUCUGGACAUAUUUAUUCAUUUAGAAAUAUUACUGCAACACAGGACGUCUAGUUUGUGUGGCCCAUUAGAUAGGGCCCAAUGUACCCAUACCUUUGGGGGCUCCUCUCACCCCUGCUGAUGAACUAAGUUACAACAUCCCUUUGUUAUAUCAAUUUCUUGGUAAACUAGAGGUUGGGGGCACAGUCCCUGGUGCAUCAGUGGCACAUGACUCUAUUUGGUGAUCUGAUUUUGUAUUACAGUCAGUAAAGGUCGGGAUAUCACCUCACUUGGGGACUACUUGGACAGUGGGGCUCACAUCUAAUAGGAGACGAACUUCCUGUGCUGCCAAUGGUGCAUUGAGAAAGGGAAUACCCGAAACGUUUGUGAUAUUCUGUCCUUUAAAUAAAUACCAGUAGCACCUAGGUGUGCGCACAGCAACUUUUUGCGCAGCCUCUUGUUUGUUCCAUUUAUCCGACACAGAAAUGCAGAUGCCAUCCAAGCCCGCUAGACCACCAGUCACAGAGAGCAGUUCUAUGGCGGUCACGACUAGUGAUGUCCCGAACGGUUCGCCGAACGGUUCGCCGCGGACGGCGAACAUAUGACCCUGUACCUCACAGUCAGCAGACACAUUCCAGCCAAUCAGCAGCAGACCCUCCCACCUCCUGGACAGCUCACUAAGAAUGCAGCUUCAAAAUGGAUGCUGUCCAGGAGGACAUCACUAGUAUUGAGUCGUGACUAGUGAUGUCACCGUCUGCGGCGAACCGUUCGGGACAUCACUAGUCACGACUCAAUACAUCUUGUGCAAUAUCUAUUGUUAUGCCACUUGCAUUAGGAAAAUCCCUGCUUUAAUGCAGGUGAAUAUGUCAGCAAGGAUAAUGUUUGAAUAAUUGUAUACAUAUAGAGAUAUUUAGUUACUCUCCCAGCUUUGAAGGAUGUACCAAUUGGUUACAAUGAAUUUUGAGCCAUCCAGUUACUACAGCUGCUAAUAUUUCCAGUGUCCUCCUAGUUAGUGUGUUCUCAAUGCAUUCAGGUUUCAUCGUAAAAGGUACUUUAUAUCGAAGUUCUUGUAGAAUCCACACGUAUAGUUCUUGUAUGCUUGUCCAAUAAUGGCGGUUCUUGAACAUCUGCAUCAAAUUUACUUUAACGAAAAUAUUAAUGUAAAAUGUUAUUAUUCGCACAACAUUUGCCACUGACAUGAUCUUGCAUGUGUAAUAUUAACAAGUGAAGCUAUAAAACCCACAUGGAGCAGCAUCUAAUUAGACUCUAGAGACAGUGUUAUAAAUCUACUUUGUGCUCUGUCUUAUUGAGCCGUUUUAAUACAUUUCUUAACAAUGGCAAUUAUGUGACCAUUUUUUCCCUUUUCUGCAAAAAGCCACUAUGUUCAUGCAGGUACGUAUCUGUUGGGUUUUGAAGCAGUUAAUCUCAGCUAAAUGGUUUCUUAAGAUCUUAGGACCAUUUCAAACUGAAGUUUCUCCUACAAUGGCUGGCUAGACACAGCUCUUUCAUAUAGUUUCUUAGGAAACCAAUGAAAUACAGAUGAUAAGAUUAGCAAAAUCGUGUUAGAAAAGUUUGGAUCCCAACCUCCCAUUGUUUAGAUGAAGUUGAACAUAGAAAAAUCGAAAAUGGGCAAGAUGCUGAUAAAGUGAGGGCUUUGGUGUUAGAAUCCUAGCAUUCGGUCUUCUAGAUAUAGCUGAAUCUAGAAAGAUUAGAUGUAAUAAUCUUAUAAAUAGUGAUACAGCCAGAUGGAGAAUUCCUGCCGUCUGCCCUUUAGAUGAAGCUGACCUCGGUUGAAUAGAAGGUGAUGUGCUGAUGGAUACAGCAAGAUCCUCGAAGGAUAGUUACCAACUUGUGGUCCUCCAAAUAAAGCGAAUGCUCCUUAGUUUUCCAGAGUUUCAAAUAGCUUUUUAGCUUUUUUUGCCUUUGGAUGGCCAAUACUGUAGGUUAGAUAAGCUCCAGGAUCUGCAGCUUCUUUCUGCACGGUGGUAGGAAUAGGCUGUGAGAGGACUCCUGCUCAUCAGUUUGACCAGAUACUCUGAACUCACUCUAUAACUAACAAAGUACAGAUCCUUCCAGAGAGAAGCUGCCAUGGAGGCUGUGCUGGGCAGUGCCAACACAACAGUGUGGAGUCUGCAACUACUACUGGUAAAGGGGAGAACUUUGUAGAAGUGUUGGGGUGAAGGUGCGCCUGGCACUGAAAUCCAGCAUGUUUUCAGGAAAUGAGGACAUUUUCUGGGGGAUGUGUUGUUUUCAGCACCUCUUGUUGCUAUUAUUUCAAUGCAAACCAGGCUGUAGUUUUAAUAACAAGUUCUUUUCUGUACUCCUUCACAACUGAUAAUGUAUCAGGUCUGUCAUUAUAAGAAUCAUGUGACUGCAAAUGUAUCAAUCAGGAGCAAUCCAGUGGUUUCCAUGGUACUGCUUCACUUUUAGAACUUUGCUCCAAAAUGGCUAAAUUACCCCUGCAUGUUAUCUGAAAGUGAUAUGAGCAUCUUAUUUUGUGAGAAAAUUCUCAUUGUUUCUGUGUGUGACUGAUUAGAUUUGUUAUUUGGGCAGACUCUUAGUCGGUACCAGUUUUGGAGAAAUAGCCCUAAUUCACACAUUUUCCACGUUAGAAUGUAUGAUGGAUCAGUAAGCCAGUUAAAGGAGACACAAUCAGACCUAGCAUCCAGGGAGCCCAGCCUUGGGAAUAUUCUCAUGACUCACUUUUACUUUUUAACUUUAGAUGAUAUAAAUGCUACCAAAAUACAUUUUAUCAACUUAAAAAAAAGGUUGAUUUUCAUCUAAGAUAAGUGACACGAUCUAUUCAGUAAAGUAAAUGCUCUUCAGUAAAGUAAAUGUUCUAUUCUAAAUAGAAUAUCUUCUGUAAACCUUACUAAUUCAUUAUCUGAUCAUAAAAAUCCAUAUGUGACUCUAUUUUACACAUGUUUAUCAGUAUAAAGCACGAACAACUAUAGCUGUCCCUUAUAGACGUCUACUUUCAUUAUUCUUCACUGAUUUUGCCCAAUAGCUGUGUAGCUACAUCACUUAAAUUGGAUCCGAAAGAGUGCAGAUAAUCAUAUUUGCAGCCUUUUUAUUUAUGUGCUGUACCUUUAAAUGCAUGAAAAUGGUUUAUGACUAGCGUAGGUAAAUGUGACAUUUGUGCUUUUUAAAAUGGCACUGGCCUUCAAUCAGCACACGCCGGACUUCAGAGAGUGGUAGGAAAGUCAUUCCGUAGGAUAGAUGUGCUGUGAAAUCUAAUGUGACAACUUUACUGUUAUAUUAGACACAGGGUCAAAAUCCCAAAUUUCAAGUGAAAAUGGCCAAUCUGAACAAAAUCUCUAAAUCAGAAUGUUUCGAUGUUUUUAGUUCGAUUCCCCUGCCUUAAACUUGAAAUUCACACAGAUUCAUUUUGAAUUUUCACUACAGUACAUAAACCCUGAUAGUUUGACUCCACAUCAGAUUUUUACUUAGAUCAACAUACUAACUAUUUUAGCCCGAAAUAACCAGGAAAAUCCUAUUAAAUAUUUUUGUUGUACGAGACAACAGCUGAAUUUGAUAAAGUAAUCUAUCUGGGCAGAGAACUCCAUCUAUUUCUUUUUACUGCUAUGAACCCCUUAAUGUGUUGUGGGUGAGACUGGUAUUGAAGGUGUAUGCCCAAAUUUGAUUAAUAAAAGGCUUUAUAGAAUGGAUCUUCACUUUAUGAUUUCUUCUUUGGGGAAAUCCAGCAGAACCUUACAUUUACGUUUUUUGUUUUUUUUGUUACAUUCUAAAAAGUAAUUAUUUACGGAAUAUAGAAAAAUCAAUUACAGCAACAAACAUUGAACUAACAAAUUAAGGAUAGGACCUCCACCGAGGGCAUUUUCAGGGCGUAUUAAAAGGUCACUCUAAAUGCCCUAAUUGCAAAGUUGAUGGUACAGAGUGUACCCUGCACCCCUAGCUCUGAGUGUGGCUUAUAAUAACUACAGCAGUUUGUAAAAAUCACAAUCCCUUAUCUAGCCGCAAGCAGACUAACUACCAGUGCAUCUGUAGGAACAACAGUACAGGUAAUUUACUUGUUUUUAAUGUAACGGUUUACAUUGUUUUUGAUGCGUAAUCUUUAGAAUACAGUUUAUGUACCAUAUCCCUCCUAAGACCAUUCUAGAAAAAGCUACAUUUUCCAGCAGUGAGCACCUUCAACUGAAUGAAUUUACGUAUAACUCAUUGUGGUAACUCCAGUCACAUGGUGUAUGGAAAUGAUUGCAGUCAUUUUCUAAAACCACAAAUAUGCAUACUGGUGGUCCUCGUUUUGCAACCUACCUGUGUUAUGACGGCUUGCACUUAUGACUAGCUCUCUCGCAGGGUGGUAAGUGCGAGCCGUCGUGGGAAUUAGAGGGAUUCCCUGACAUGCUGCGUUCGUCUAUGUUCAGGGACAUUUCUCAUAGACGAAUAUAGACGAAUAUAGACGGCAAAUUUCCACAAGCAUAGAUUAGAGGGAUUCCCUGCUUUUGUGCGUUCUUCAGACAUCCGCACCAGAGCAGGGAUUCCCUCUAAUCUAUGUUCGGGGAAAUUUGCCCGAACAUAUAUUAGAGGGAUUCCCUGCUCUGGUGCGCUCAUCUAUGUUUCGGGGAAAUUUCCUCGAACAUACACAAGCGCACCAGAGCAGGGAAUCCCUUAACUGCUCACUUACCGACCAAUUCGCUCUACGAACGGGUCGUAGGAACUGAACCCAAUCGGUAAGUGAGGAGUACCUGUAGUUGGUUCUGUGUUUCAUAGCAUCGCACUGCAAUAUUACAUGUAUAAUGGCUGAACUUGAUGUCCACAUGUCUCUGUUCAGCUAUGUAACUAUGUAACAUUUAUUACCACAAACCCCACUUCCGCUCCAGUAAAGGUCCUCGCCUGGCUCGGAAACCAAUAAAACUCUCAGCAGGAGCUCUGGUCACUCCUCUGUCUCACACAGAGAGAAUUUAAAUCCUAUAUACAUUUUAAUGGAGGCCUACUGGGAUUGUCUCUAAAACAAGUUGUUGAGGAGCCAACUCGUAAAGAGGCCAUACUAGAUUUAGUGUUAACAAAUGGAGAUUUGGUAUCAGAUAUUACUGUAGGUGAAAGUUUAGGAUCCAGUGAUCAUCAGUCAGUGUGGUUUAAUAUAAGAACAGUGACUGAGUCACACCACACAAAAACAAAAGUUUUAGACUUUAGAAAAGCAGACUUUUCUAAAAUUAGAAUAUGGGUAGAGGAGUCAUUAUCAGACUGGAGCAAUUUAAAUAGAGUCCAAGAGAAAUGGGAUUAUUUAAAAGUUGCACUAUUGAAGGCAACAGAAAAUUGCAUUAGGCUUGUCAGUAAAAGCAAAAAAUUCAAGAAACCACUGUGGUACUCCGCAGAUGUGGCCAAAAUAGUUAAAAACAAAAAGUUAGCAUUUAGGAAUUAUAAAAAAACCCAGAGUGAGGAAGACAAAAUGAUCUAUAAGAUUAGGCAGAAAGAGGCUAAGCAAGUUAUAAGAGCUUCCAAAUCACACACAGAAGAGAAAAUAGCACAGUCAGUAAAAAAGGGGGAUAAAACAUUUUUUAGAUACAUAAAUGAGAAAAGAAAAGUAAAACAAGGAAUAGUUAGAUUAAAAACAAAAGAAGGAAGGUAUGUAGAAGAGGAUAAAGGUCAGGCUGACUGCCUCAAUGAAUAUUUUUGUUCUGUAUUUACAGAUGAAAAUGAAGGAAAGGGACCUCAGUUGAGAAAAAGGAUAAAUGAGUCAUUUAUUACACGUGAGUUUACAGAGGAAGAGGUUCUAUUUCAACUGUCAAAAGUAAAGACAAAUAAGUCAAUGGGACCUGAUGGAAUACACCCAAAGCUAUUAAAAGAGCUUAGUGGUGUACUAGCAAAACCAUUAACAGAUUUAUUUAACCAAUCAUUGUUAACAGGAGUAGUCCCAGAAGAUUGGAAGUUAGCGAAUGUUGUGCCCAUUUACAAGAAAGGUAAUAGGGAGGAGUCGGGCAACUAUAGGCCAGUAAGCCUUACUUCAGUAGUGGGGAAAGUGAUGGAAACCAUGUUAAAGGAUAGGAUUGAUGAACAUCUAAAAACACAUGGAUUUCAAGAUCAGAGACAACAUGGGUUUACUUCAGGGAGAUCAUGCCAAACUAAUCUUAUUGAUUUUUUUGAUUGGGUAACUAAAAUUAUAGAUCAGGUGGUGCAGUAGACAUUGCUUACCUAGAUUUCAGUAAGGCUUUUGACACUGUUGCACAUAGAAGGCUUAUCAAUAAACUGCAAUCUUUAAGUUUGGAUUCCAAUAUUGUUGAAUGGGUAAGGCAGUGGCUGAGUGACAGGCAACUGAGGGUUGUAGUUAAUGGAAUAUAUUCGAAGCUUGGACUUGUCACCAGUGGGGUACCUCAGGGAUCUGUACUUGGACCCAUUCUCUUUAAUAUUUUUAUUAGUGAUAUUGCAGAAGGUCUUGAUGGUAAGGUAUGUCUUUUUGCUGAUGAUACUAAGAUAUGUAACAGGGUUGAUGUUCCAGGAGGGAUAAGCCAAAUGACAAAUGAUUUAGGUAAACUAGAAAAAUGGUCAGAAUUGUGGCAACUGACAUUUAAUGUGGAUAAGUGCAAGAUAAUGCAUCUUGGACGUAAAAACCCAAGGGCAGAGUACAGAAUAUUUGAUAGAGUCCUAACCUCAACAUAUGAGGAAAGGGAUUUAGGGGUGAUUAUUUCUGAUGACUUAAAGGUAGGCAGACAAUGUAAUAGAGCAGCAGGAAAUGCUAGCAGAAUGCUUGGUUGUAUAGGGAGAGGUAUUAGCAGUAGAAAGAGGGAAGUGCUCAUGCCAUUGUACAGAACACUGGUGAGACCUCACUUGGAGUAUUGUACGCAGUACUGGAGACCGUAUCUUCAGAAGGAUAUUGAUACCUUAGAGAGGGUUCAGAGAAGGGCUACUAAACUGGUUCAUGGAUUGCGGGAUAAAACUUACCAGGAAAGGUUAAAGGAUCUUAACAUGUAUAGCUUGGAGGAAAGACGAGACAGGGGGGAUAUGAUAGAAACAUUUAAAUAUAUAAAGGGAAUCAACACAGUAAAGGAGGAGACUAUAUUUAAAAGAAGAAAAACUACCACAACAAGAGGACAUAGUCUUAAAUUAGAGGGACAAAGGUUUAAAAAUAAUAUCAGGAAGUAUUACUUUACUGAGAGGGUAGUGGAUGCAUGGAAUAGCCUUCCAGCUGAAGUGGUAGAGGUUAACACAGUAAAGGAGUUUAAGCAUGCGUGGGAUAGGCAUAAGGCUAUCCUAACUAUAAGAUAAGGCCAGGGACUAAUGAAAGUAUUUAGAAAAUUGGGCAGACUAGAUGGGCCGAAUGGUUCUUAUCUGCUGUCACAUUCUAUGUUUCUAUGUUUCUAGGUCUGCAUUGCCCUUAGAAGUACAUGUAGCUAUCUGCCAAGCAAGUUGACUUUACUUCAUGUGAAAUGUUGGUUGCAAUCUACUGGCAUUGUAGUAACCCUAACGUGCCAGUAGACUCCUUACAAAUUCUGAAAAGCUGGAAAAAUGAACAAAUAAAUGAGAAAGUAAAAUUCCAAAAAUCUACAUAAUUAUUUAUUCUAGAUAUUGCUGAACAACAAUCUAUGCAGAAAAUAGUUCUGUGAUUAUUGUAAGAGAUACAUACGUUUGUCCUUAAUUGCCCCAUUUAAUCUAAAAUUAAUUAUCCAUUUCAUAGAUCUUCAUGAAGCAUUGUAGUAAAUGUCAGUACAUCAAAUUAAUUCCAUAGGAGGCAGCAGAAAACAGCACCACCCAGUGGAAAGACCAUUUGAUGCUACUAUACAUUGAUAAAUAAUUACUGUAAAGAGUAAUGUGUAAUUGUGAGAAAUUCAGGUGUUUAAACAAUGCAUGUUUAUUUCCAGAAAAAAAAUACAGACAAUUCAAAGUUCUUUGAACAUGGACCUACCUGUUGAUGACAGUGAAGACAGCUGGCCAUUAUUGUCUUUGGCAUCGUCCUUCUUCAUAGUGUUUGGAGGUGUCCUGCCGUACAUUCCACAGUAUCAAGAAAUUAAAAGGACUUCAAAUCCCGAUGGAUUCUCUACCUUAGUGUGCCUGGUAUUGCUGGUUGCUAACAUUCUCAGGAUAUUUUUUUGGUAAGUUUGAUACUUUUGCAAUAUCUCUGGAACUUUCCUCCACCAGCUCUGUGUAGCUCGAUGAUCUACCUUUUGUCCACGAAUUGCUCAAGUGUUAUCAACUUUUCUUUACACCGACUAUUUUAUAAUAUGUGUUAGACUGGGUCAACCACUCUCCAAAAAGCAAAACUUUGGAAGCAGCCACUUUGGCAAAAUGUUUAUAUUUAUUGUCUUUUUAUAAUUUCUUCUACCUCUGUACCAGUUGCUUGAGAUGGAGAAUUGAGAAGAAGAGAGCCAAGUACAGGCCAGUUUAAAGAAUAAUAAUGCAAAAGUAACUACACAAGACACAGUUAUCAUCCUAAGGGCAAAUGUAGCACUAACCCUAACCUUAAAUGUUAUUCUCACCCUAAUUAUAACCAAUAUCCAACUUAAAUGUCAGUCUAUAACCUUAAAGCCCAAAUCUUAACCUGUUCCCUAAAUUUUCUAAGUCCCGAUGCUGAAGAGUACCCUUUGUCCCUAAUCUUCAGUGUAAUAUUAAUUAUACAUGCCUUACCGGGGCUUGCUGAAUAGCCCUCCUUAGUGUGCAUGGGUCUCCAAGAGAUCAGGUAACCAAUCUCUAAGGGUAACCGACUGCUGAAUGAGUAGGACGAUUGUGUUCGUUUAUGGUCUGUAAGUAAAUGGUUAAAAACUGGGAUCUGUGUACCACACAGGAAUGUCAAAAUAUCACCGAAACUUGCCCAUUCUCAAGAUACAUUUUUAAGAUAAUAAUAGGUUUUGGAUUUAUGUUAUUGUCAAAUUGUCAGUGUUAAUUUAAAUGUCUGUUUAGCACUUUCCAAUUCUAAUUAGUAAAAGUCUGCAGCGGUACAUUGUAACUUCUCUUUUAGACCUGAUAAUUUAUAGUCAUUAGUCUUGUACAACAAUACUACAACAUCCUGAAAAUUAAAAUGUUGUUUGACAAUGCAGCAUCGUAAUUCGAACAGAAUGACUUUCAGCCAAGGUAAGAUACUGUCACCAUGCUAAUUAGGAGGUUUAUAUAUUGUUGCUACUUUAAAUUUACAUUGUAAUUAUUAAACCUGAUGACAUGUCCGUUCAACAUUUUUUAAGGUUUAGUUUAAAAAAAGUCUUGUUGUCUCCCAGGGCCCUAAUUACAUCCAAUUCUUAUAAUCGUCAUGUUUCUUUGAGCUUUCUGCAUAUUUUCCUAAAUUAUUUCAGGCCACAAAAUGUAUUUAGAAUUAAUAAGAGUCAGAUUAAUGAGUGGUUUAAGAUCUCUGUGCCAGUAAUAAGGUUUGAGGUGACAUUGUAGCUUUUGGCUGUUAAAAUGUUAAAGAAUGGAACCAUAUUUCAUGACUUUGUAAUAAGUUUUCCCAGUGGAACAAAUUUGUAGAUCCACAAGGUCAUAGCAAAAACUUAGAAAAUUGCAUUUUUCAAUUCGUGAAAAUCUUGGUUUGCAAAGUUUUAGGCAUAUUUUCAACUCAUUACCAUUAAAACUUGUAAGAAGAUAGAACCUUCUUAAAUGGUUAAUUCUUUGCACAAUGUGGUCAAAUUAAACACAUCAGUUGGUCGGAAACUUCGGACCAGGCACCAUUGAUAGGCAUCACCUUACACGCUCAGGCUAUCAGUAACUACCCAUUCACAGAACAGAUUAAACAAAGGAACGUAUGUUUUUCACUCUAUUUUGUUAAUGGGGAGCAACUGAUAGAUUGAAUGUGUCAGCUGACGGUCUCAAACUACAAGUGGGGCCCCAUUCUUGAUUGAAGCCUCAGACUGAAAGGAAGUGAAGAAGCAGAGCUGAUGGGCCCAAAUUGAAGACUUUAGGGGUUAAACUGUUCAUUAAUGGUUUAACCCCUGAAGUUAAGACGGUGCUUGGGACAUCCUCACACCAUAACAACUGGUGCAGCGCACUCAUUAAAAAUUCAUUAAAAAUUCUGAACAGGAAAGCAUUGAGUCAGUGCUUUUCUACUAAGCUUUCUCUAGGUCAGGUGACCGAGUUUUAUACUCCGUCACUGCUGUGGAAGCACCUCUAGUGGCUGUCAUGCUCACCAUCACUAGAGGAGGCGUUAACCGUGCAAAGUAAACAUUGAUGUUUCUCAAACACUGUAUGUUAUACAUUGCAGGGUUAGGAGGGCAGAGGCACUGCAGCCUAUUGUGAUUCCAGACUACAGUGUUCCUUUAAAUCGAUUGAUAAUUGAUCAUUUGCACAAAGAAAUCUGCUUGUUUUAAAAGCUUUGUUUUUAAAUAAAAAAUAUAUAACAUUCAUAAAUGAAAGUUUUUGUUUGUAAAGUUUCAGUAAAUAUAUCGUGUUCCUCAUUUUAUUCUUUUUAUUACAUGAAUUACUUUCCAAACAUUUUUUUACUGGAAAUAAUGCCGAGUGUCAGCAGCCCUUUGGGUGUCGGGAUUAUAUUUCCGAAUACCACAGACAGACGACCAAUUCUAUUUAAAUAAAAUAGACAAAAUAAGGAAGGAAACAAAAUGCCAUACAUUAUGUAUCUGAAUGGAGGCCCCCCAUUAGGGAGAGGCCAGGGAGAACGUUGUGAAACAAAAUGGAUUACUUUUUAAAAUGGAAUGUAGGAUGUGUGAAAUAAUAAUGAUGUAUACAUAAUAAAAGAGUGGGGUUUUAAGAAAUAAAAGAAAUCAAUGAAAAAGAAUGCAUUAAAAAAAAUAAUUGCAUGAUGGCAGUUCGCAGAUAAUUAACUGUAUUUUUUUAAGUUUAUAAAACCUCUUACAUCUCCGAGAAGCCGAAUUUAGCCAGGUGAGUGUAUAAAUAUUCCUAUAUAUGAUUGACUGCAUUGCGAUCUAUAGAGUGAGUGUUAUUGCAAAUAAUUAUUGUUUCAAUUUACAUGACACUGAAUAAAAUAUAACUACACUGACCAUCUGUUGAAUUGUUGAUUACAUCAGGGGUGCCCAAAAGGAAGAUCCCCCGAUGUUUUAAAACUACAGCUUCCAUGAUGCUUUGUCAUUCUAAAUCCAUUCUAAAGGCAUGCAAAGCAUCAUGGGAGUUGUAGUUCUGCAACAUCUGGGGAUCUACCUUUUGGACACCCCCGUAUUACAUAAUAGGAUAUAUCUGUACCAUCAUUUUGAUGCAUAUAAAUCCACAGCCCUUAAAAUUAUUUCCGUUCCAAGAGCUUACAUUUUUCUAAAUUUCUGACCCAUUGGCCACUAUCCACACUUUGCAUAAUAUACGACACAGUUAUAUAGAAAAUAUUUUUUAUAAGAAAAGUGUCAAAAUCGCAACAUAAUUAGUGUCUAUGCUAAUUUAUAAAAUGAUUGCCUAAAAAAAAGGGACCACUGCACUAACUCCAGGGAAGCGAUAUGGGUGAAGAUGUUGGCGUUGGAUAAUAUACUGUUAAGCCCUAGAAAGCAGACCACACUGGGCCCUCUCUCUCACACUGAAUAGGCAUGGCUGCAUACAUCGACAGGUCCCAGCGCUCAUUAAUGUUCCCAUUCUCUCUCCUCUAGGUUUGGCAAGUUCUUUGAGUUCCCUCUUCUGUUACAGAGUAUCCUGAUGAUAGUCACUAUGUUAGUCUUACUCAGUCUGUGCUGCUCACUGCAAAAUGUCAACCGAGUCUCCACCAAGCAGCAUCAUUUCACAGGUAAGAUCGACCAUCUCCAAAUGAAAUACCACUAUCAGUUUACUUUUCCUUCAAAUAAAGAAAAUGACAUUUUAAUAAACCGAUUCUUUUUUGGUGAAUUGAGAUUUUCAGACAACCUAGGAACCAGGCAUACACAGGUUAAAAGUAACUCAUUAACUUUCUACUUAAAAUUCCAAGAAUUUGUUUCCUCCACGAUAUCUUUCUAUAAGGAUAAUAGACUCAUUUUCAUUUACACUUUUUUUGUUUUGUUUGUUAACUUUAUUAAUGAUUAAAAUGUUCUACCCUAAAUCUCUUGAUGACAUCACAUCGCGUUCCGCUCACCUUAGGGCCUGUAAGUGGUUAAAUUUCUCUCUUUUCUCAAGAUAAUAAGAAUAAAAAAAUCCAACACGUGAGAAGGAAUCACAUCUUGUUGAAACCUCUUCUCCGUAUAAUUUAUGGAAGUGACUUAUCGUUGUGAUUCAUUUAUCUUCCUUAUUUUUACACCGUGUUCUUAUCGAUUAGACUGUUCGUCAUUGUCCUUUAGUUGUGAGAUCCUGACUGUGCAUUUGGAAAUGGCUUUUCUCAUCGAACCCGUGUCCUCUUUGUCAACGGAGCGUAUUUCACUCUAGGCUGGUCACAGUUAACCAAACACUGAAGCAGUGUCACAGCGUGAAAUAUGACUAAUCUAUAAUGUUUCAAAAGCCAUAACACCUUAUCAAUUGCUCAUAAAAUAUGGCGCUCCACUUGUAGUGUUUCAUUCAUUGGAGCAUGAAAUUGGGUAAACCUGGUCCGUCAUAACAUUCGCAAAAAUGACAAGUAAGACAUUCCUGUUCUUGGUUUAUUGUAGGAAUUUAAUAUUCUGAAAUAUUCCAUACACGUUACAAGACCAACGCUGUAGUGGAGGAAACAGACUUUAGCAGACUUGCUAAGCAUCGUGGGAAGUGUAGUUUGCAAACAUCGGUUAUUCAAGGUUAGCAAUGAUUGGACAAUAUCAUGACACAUUUAAUUUUCAAAAUCUAGCAACAACUAUCACGAUGUACAUUUGGCUCAACUUGUCUUCUUGAGCUAAUGGGAGAGCAAACCCUAUUUUCUCUAUGUGGCCAGCCAUGCUUUGGAUUCAAGCAGUUUGUAGCCCUAGCACCAUGGUUUUUACUGAUACCUUGUGUAACUUGUUCCAAAUUCGACUGGUCUGAUUGCUUAUGUUCUUCUGAAAAGUCAGAAUCUCACAUAUUUAAUUUGCUUUGUAAGUUUCAUUAAUAUCAAAGUAGCUCUCCAAACACCUGACGCAGUUUAGCUUGCUGAAGUGCUUUAUGUGUGAAGAGUAUGUCCUGUUUUUUUUUCAUUUUACAAAAAAAGCACAGGUUUCAAUAGAAAUUGGCACUUUUAUACAUUAACCUUGUUACGUCAGCCUGGCCGUCUAUCAGACAAACAGUCCUGUUACUUCCUGGUUUGUUUAGCUCAGGGGAGAUAAACUCAAGAGGCGGCAAUUGACCAGAGCACCUGCCUUGGAAAGACUUCUCAUUGAGCUGCAUUGGGAAGUCUGUGAUUGGACAGCCACAGAAAGUCUGGGCGGGGUUAAAAAGGGAGGGCUUGCAAAGGCAGCAGAAAAGAGAUCUACAGCUUUUGCAAGAUGUUUUUCCAUAUACUCCCAAUGUAAAAAAAAUCAAUAUAAAUUGCAAGCAUGUUUUAAUAGGGGUAUGUCUACUAAAUUGUGAUUAUUUGGAUGGUGGAGUGUUCUUUUCAUAUAGAUUGAAAGAUGAUAAAUUAAACCAUUGAGCUUUAAUACUGUUCAUGCCUGUAUUUGGAAAGCAUCCCAAGCGAUAACAAAGUUGUUAAAGUUUGCUGUACAGCAAUGAGUAUACAGAUGGUAGAGAAAGAAGAUGUUCAACCCAACCAUUAUGUUAUCAGUGCCACGGAUGUACAAUAAAUACUUCCAUCGCCAGUAAUGGCAUUUCAUUCUGGGAUGGUAUAUCCAUACAGUGUUUGUGUUUCAGGGCUUCUUAGUAUAUAAGGUAGAGUCUGAACGUAUCCUUUAAUUAACUAUAAUAAUUUUAGCGACACACGAUACUGUGAUUGUGAAUCUAUAAUCCAUCAUUCUACAGAAAUCUGGUGGAAGAAAUGCUCAUCAACACUAAAUGUUUUUUUAAAUGUCCUGAAUAGUAAUAUAAUUCAAAUUAAACUAAUUUACAUGCAAUUUACAUAAACAUAACAAUGUUAAUUCCAGGCCAUUUUCUUUUGUUUAGCAUUUGAGUCUUCACGUUCCAGUCACAGACCUUCAAUUAGAGACUUUAUAAAGGACAUCGUGUUCACGUUUCCUAAAAACAUAUAAAAAGUCUCUAUAAGGGCAUGACUAAUUACCCAGUGCUAAUUGAGUGAGCGGAUUAGAUUGUGACUGCAGUCAUUAGGGAGAUGUUGAUGUCUGGCAUUAACCCGCAGCUCUCAAUGUAUACCUCAUUAUGGUAAUGUACAGUUUGUGAGUGAGGCAACUCGGCCUUUAAGGGAGAAUUGUGAGGGACAGCACACUAUUCACAUGUUAUAUCACAUGUACCAAUCUCUGAUCAAUAACAAUAUGUUCUCCCACAUGUACAACCUGCCCCCCCACACACACUGUAGCCCUCACACACACACUGUACUCCUCAUGCACUAACUGCCCUAACCUCAUGCACUAACUGCCCUAACCCCCCUAUAGCAACAAACCAUCCUAGCCUUGGUAGAGACAUUGCUGCAUCUCUAACACACAGACUGCCCCCUCCCCUCCCUCCCACACACACAAACUACAUCCUUCACAAACACAAUGCACCCCUGUACACACACUGCACCUCUCACACACACACACACACACACACGCACACUGCACCCUGUACACACACACUGCACCCUGUACACACACUGCAUUCCUCACGCACACUGCACCCCUGUACACACAAUGCACCCCUCACACACACACAUAUUGCACCCCUCACACAGACACACACACACACUGCACCCUGUACACACACUGCACUCCUCACACACACAUGCACACUGCACCCCUGUACACACAAUGCACCCCUCACACACACACAUAUUGCACCCCUCACACAGACACACACACACACUGCACCCUGUACACACACUGCACUCCUCACACACACAUGCACACUGCACCCCUGUACACACAAUGCACCCCUCACACACACACAUAUUGCACCCCACACACACACACACACACACACACUACAGCCCCUAUCCCGAGGGGGGCACUAUGGCACUACUGGCACCAUAGCCACUACAACAUAAUGUAGUGGUUAUUGUGCCUGCAUUGUUUCUUUAAAUAAUCUACCAGUGCCACUCCCAAGAUUAGGGGCCCAGUAUAUGCUGCAGCGCUGUGUAUAUAUACAACCUAGAAUUGUUUUGACUUGGGGCGCCUUGGAAAAAUAUUGAAAUAUUAAGGGCGCCUUGAACCUAAAAAGUUUUGGAACCACUGCUUUAUACAAUAACUAAAAUAAAACAAAAUGUGAUUUAAUUUGCUUUUCUCUUAUUUUUUUUUCUAUUUCUAUAGCAUGUUCUUGAAAAGUAGUGGUUUGACUUGUUUCAAUGCCGGGAUCUCGAUAGUUAUCACUGUGAUGGGGUAACGUCAUGUGGAAUUACUCCGAUUUCCGAAUUGGAAGUCAUGUAUUGAAUAUCUUGCUAAAUUGCCAUGACUGGCUGCGAGCUGAGCUUGUCUGACCUAGUUUUCUCAUAAUGAUAACGCAAUGAAUUGAAUAAUGUUUCAUAGACAAACAGUUUCAUUUAGAUUAUACAAAGGUUAACAAAACAAGUUCGAGAAACUCUUUCCAGUCAUACGAUGCAUCACCCCAGGGCUUUAGGUCUUUUUGAACUAGAGAGGAAAAAGUUUUAUAUUUUUUUAAAAGCCCAUAAUAUGUUAACUAUUUUACCAACAUGGCUGAUUUGGGCUACAUUUUUGCAAUUCAGUUUUCAGUGGACGACAUUUAGUCGACAUCCCAAUAAAAUUCAGAGCUAGUUCUGUAAUCAUUUGAGAAAUGAGCAUUUGGUCCCCAAUUCAUUUGUAAUUUGCUUAAAUUCUGAGGUAAUUUUGUCGCAUUCAGGUUUUCAAUGAAUUAUUGUAUCAGGUUAUCCAGUUAUAAUCCAAUAGAUAACAAAGGCACUCGAAAGGUUAACAUCCAAUCAUUUAGGGAUUAUCCUAGAAAAAGAGACAGCUAUUCCUAUUCUUACGAAACAAUACAGAAAAUUUUAUCAUACUUACCGUAAUUUUCUUUUCCUGGCUAUUAUUCAUGGCAGCAUCACUUAUGGGUUAGCUCCGCCCCAAUCAGGUACAGGACAGGAAAAAUCAAUUAAUCUGGACCCGACUGGGGUAUAAAAGGUCCUUCCUCCUUCUAUCCCACAGUCGAGUUCCAAAGCUUCAUAAAAUCUCAAGGGAGGGUUGCUGAUGCUGCCAUGAAUAAUAGCCAGGAAAAGAAAAUUACGGUAAAUAUGAUAACAUUUUCUGUAUUCCUGGCUAAUCAUGGCAGCAUCACUUAUGGGUAAUACCCAAGCUUCACCAUAGGGUGGGAAAACCUAAAAAUUUUUUUACUCUAAACCAGAUAAUGCUGAUAUAAGUUUAAUUAGAUAGAUUCAACAGAGGAUAGAACACCUCUACCAAAGGCCGUAGAGGAUGAUGCCAAAUCCAGUUUGUAGUGCUUGAUGAACGUAAGAGGUGAAGACCAUGUAGCUGCCUUACAGAUGUCGUCAGCUGGAACUUCUGCCCAAUUUGCCCAUGAUGUUGCCAAAGCCCUUGUAGAGUGAGAGUUGAUCUUACUAGGAGGAGUAAGGUCUUUUAAUUGAUAAGCCUUGAUUAUAGUAUUGGAGAUCCAGCGUCUCAAGGUGGAGGUAGAGGCUGCUUCCCCUCUCCUGGGACCUAUCGGAAGAACGAACAGCUGUUUGAUUUGAAACUUCAACGUAUUUGAGUAGACACUGUCUGACGUCCAACUGAUGAAGUUUCACUUCCUCUGGAGAAGAAGGAGAUGGAUAAAAGGAAGGAAUAACAACUUCCUGUAGAAUGUGGAAAUUCGAGGCUACUUUAGGCAGAAACUCUUGUUUAGGUCUUAAAACCACCCUGUCGUGGAAUACCUGAAAAUGGUUUUCAUCACAUGAGAAUGCAUGGAUUUCUGACAUGCGUUUUGCUGUAGUUAUAGCCACCAGAAACAAGGUCUUAUAUGUAAGUAAGACAAUACCCAGCUCAUCUAAAGGAGCAAAGGGGUUUUCAGACAAAACCUCUAAUACCAUCGGUAAAUUCCAAGGCGGAGAAUAAUUCCUUUUCGGAGGUCUUAUACGAAUGGUUGCUUUAAAGAAUCUGGCAAUAAUAGGAUCAGAUGCCCAUGACUUGUUGCAGAGAGCCGAUAAAGCUGAUGAUUGGACUUUCAGAGUACUAAGGCUCAGCCCUUUCUCCAGGCCUGUAUGAAGAAAAUUUAGAAUGUUGAUGUUAGAGGGCUGCAGAAAAUUAACAUUGUUAGCUUGAGACCAGGAACGAAACACCUCCCAUAUCUUAUGGUAGCAAGAAGAAGUUGACCCUUUUCUGGAUUUAAGGAGGGUAUUAACCACAGGCUCAGAGAUGCCUUGAGCUAGAAGUCUCUCCUUUUCAAGAACCAUGCCCCCAAUUUCAUUUCUGUAAACCGAGCACAGAAGAGCCUAGGAUCUCAUGAAGAAACUUCUGCAGUCUGUGACUUACAACAAAGAUUAUACAGCCCAGGUAAGAUUAAACAAGAGAUCCUAAAGCAUAAUAUGAAUAACAAAUAAAGACUUACCCUGGCUUCUCCACAAUACUCUGCCUUCUGAUCAGGGGGGUUUUGAUGUUUUUAGCAGGGGAAUUUUUUAAAGCUACAGCUGACCCCACAUCAAAUAUAUAUAUAUAUAUAUAUAUAUAUAUAUAAAAUUUCUCCCACACUAUGGUACAGAUAAUAAUCUGUGCAGGCUGUUUACUGAGUUCUUCAGAUGAAGAGAGGCUGAACUUCAUCUGGAGGCCCAUGGUACACAUGGGAAGGUGGCCCAAAAAAAAAAUAUUUUAUCCUGUUUGUCCUGAAAGGACAGGAAAAAAGACUGUGGGAUGGAAGGAGGAGGGACCUUUUAUACCCCAGUCGGGUGCAGAUUAAUUGAUUUUUCCUGUCCUGUACCUGAUUGGGGCGGAGCUAACCCAUAAGUGAUGCUGCCAUGAUUAGCUAGGAAUAUGGAAAUACAAAACACCAGGUUUUCUUUACCUAAAUCAGCCUGCAGGCAAAUCUCAGCUACCCAAAAUUCGGAAUAUUCUUUGUGGGGCUUCGGCUAACCUUUGAAAAAAAUAUUUCAAAUUUCUGUGCACAAAUCACAGGCACACAUACUGCACAAUAUAGUUAACUGCUGACGUGUUUUAUAUGGAGGAAUAAAGUAUCUGGAAUAAAGUAUCUGGUGUUCUCUUGCGAUAAAAAAAAGUCCAAAAAUUUCAAAUGGACAUACAAUGGCCCUUUGUUUUUUUGCCUUCAUUAGGGGUCCAGUCAAUUUUUGGAUUUAAUUAACUUUAGUGUCACCGUAAGAAGUUUUUGCACCUUGACUAUGUUAGGUAUGUUGGGCAAAUCACAUGGUCAAAAUCUCAAUAAAGUCUUUUAAGUCAUAAGCGUGCUGUAGGCCUAGCUCAUAGGGAAAUCACGACCUGUUAUGAGAACCUAAAUACAUUAAGAGCCCCUCACAAAUGUAUCUGUAUGCUGAUCUUAAACAUUUUGUUUCUUGGGACAUAAACCCACAAUAUAAACUAGUUAGAAAUGUUUUAUAAGAUAAUUAUGUAACCCUCACCUGACUCGCAUGCAUACUUCUGGUACCCAGGGACCUCUGCUGGUGGAGGUCAGGAGGCCACGUUAUUACAUCAUCGCUCGCCCUGUCCAAUUACUGUGGAAAAAUGUGCUAAAUGUGUUAACAUGAACAGUAACGAGUAUGGAUUUACCUCUCCCAAAGGUGACACUCCUUCACGUCAACUGAAUGUCACAUCAUCAGAAAGUGACCUGCCAUAUAUUGCUGACAGUCAUUCUAGGUAGAAUUUGCUGUAAGUAUCAGUUAGACGCUAGCCUCUCGUGGGUAAUACUGAUUCUUAAAAAACCACCUAUGGAAACAGACUGCUCUUUAGAACACUCUGAAUACCCGCAAAUGCUCACCGGUAUGGUAGCAAUCUUACUCUACCUGUUAGUCAUGUCCUGGAAUACGUCCCUUUAUUUCCUGUGCCCUCCAGAUUGCCAACCCUCUUUGUUACAUACCUUGUCCUGUUCCUCUUUACUAUGUCUCAUUUAUCUUCUCCCAUUUUCCAUGAUCUCCCAUCCACCUCAUUACAUUAUCGUUUAUUUUUUGCAGUGUCCUGCUUGAGACUUUAUGCAUCGUAUGCGUUUUCCGAAGUACUUACACAUAGCUCUUUGAACAUGGUACUGGAAAAUAAUGACAUUUUUAUUGUAAAAAAAAAAUUAUCUCAAUAAAAUCCAGUUUAAUUCCAGGCUGUAGCAUAAUAAAACGAGGAAAGGUGGGUCAAUACAUAUAAACCAUAUAAAAUAUAAUAUCUAAACCAUAUAAAAUAUAAUUAUAUAAAUCAUAUAAAUACAUAUAGAUAAUUUUACUAGAGAUAAAAAUUAUUUGGAGUUAUUGAAUAACAGGUCUCCUGUUGACAUCGAUGGGAAAAUGCUAAGCAGUGGCAAAGGAUAAACGUAUCUCAUCUAACAGAAUCUAGCCUAUGGUGAUUAGUGUGCGAAUAUGCUAGAAAACAGAAAAUGGAAUCUUGAGAUUUUCUCUUUACGUUAGUAGUUUCCAGUUACUGGUUGAGUAGAGUAUCUCAACCCAGUGGAAUUCAGACUGCUAAAAUGGUUGUUCAUUCAUUUGCAGUUUUCCUCAGUUCCUGGUUAAAGCAUCACUAUAGGGUCAGGGACACAAACAUGUAUUCCUGACCCUAUAGUGUUAAAACCACCAUCUAGCCCCUCUGGGCCCCUCAUGCCUCUAUAAAUAGAAUAAAAAUCUUACUGUAUUCAAGCCGGAAGCUGCUGGCUCUGCCCUGUCUGCCUCAGAAAAACAAGCAGUCUGCUGACAUCGGCAGAAGUGGUAGCCUGAUCCAAUCACAAUGCUUCCCCAUAGGAUUGGCUGAGAUGGACAAGGAGGCAGAUCAGGGGCAGAGCCAGCACAAGUCAAACACAGCCCUGGCCAAUCAUAGAGAUGAAUGGAAUCAAUGAAUCUCUAUGAGGAAAGUUCAGUGUCUGCAUGCAGAGGGAGGAGACACUGAAUGUUUGGAUGCAUUUUAGGCAGCCAUGACCCAGGAAGGAUCUCUAACAGCCAUCUGAGGAGUGGCCAGUGAAGUUAUCACUAGGCUGUAAUGUAAACACUGCAUUUUCUCUGAAAAGACAGUGUUUACAGCAAAAAGCCUGAAGGUAAUGAUUCUACUCACCAGCACAAAUUCAAUAAACUGUAGUUGUUCUGGUGUCUAUAGUGUUCCUUUAAGUAAACUGAGUUCAGUAAACGAUUUAAAGGUCCGGAUUACACUGUUCCUCUAUUCACUGAGAGAGUAAACAACUGCACUAAAAUAUUAUGUGAAAAACAAUAUUAUAGAUUGUUCUAAAUACCUUUAAAGAGCCCAUCGCACAAUCAGGGACCAAUUAAUCUCCUGUCACUAAUCCUUGUUCAUGUAUAUGGAUUAUAAAACGCGCCUUUCUAUAUAUAAACAGAAAGCGUCAAUGUUUUAAUGCGCAUUUUGUUAACCUGUCAUGGCUUCCAGUUCUAAUCUGUAAUAUGCCUUAGGCUGGCUUACUUCCAUUACAGAAUUUAACUGAAUGUGUUUCUACUGGAAAUAUCACAAAGUGGUUCCCAGUGACCCGGAUUAAUAUUUGUUAGAAAGCUUAAAUCAGACGUUGCUUUACACGGAUUACUUUUCAUUCCACUGAAGAUAAAAUGAAUUGAUUUGUCAAUGUAAAAGCCAUUAACUGUUGAGUAACGAGGUAGAAUGAAUGGAACAUGUGGAAAAUAAAGAUUCUUGUGAAGCUCGUUGUACACACAGCGGCUUACAUAUCUAUUUCAAGACAGAUAUAUACCGCGGCAAUUACGGGAGUCCAGGAUAAUCAUUCAAAGCUUAAUCGAGAUUUCUGAACAUUGUGCCCAGUAGGUGCUCCUACCAGGAACACACAGGGGACUGGAGGAGGUUAGUGGUAAUAGCCCAUGUCAGCUUGCAACCAUUAUUAUUACUAUUCUUUUAUUAUUUAUCUAGUGCCAUCAGAUUCCGUAGUGCUGUAAUCGUGGACAUCUCCCACCAGUCCUGGUUGUGGUGGAAAGUCCUGAUUUGGGGUCCAUCCUCGCUUUUUCAGAGUUGUCAUGAGAGGAAGUAACCAAAAGGAACAGUGUAUUUACAUAAUUAAAUACAUUAGUGACUGAUUUCAGGAGACUAUUUUUCAAACACGAGAGCUUUAUAGCACUCUGCGCAUGUAUCAGCCCAGUAGGCACACAGGUGCACCAUGUUUAAAAGACUCCUUUUUGUUCUCACCUAUCUUGAGUUAUCCACAACAUGAAUUGUUUCAUUGAAAUAGAAUUCAUUGUGCCACGUAUCCCACAGGAAUGCCCGCUGAGAAUGGCACGUAUAACCGUAUACUGUUGUUAGCCAAUCAGAACACAGCUGAUGUUCAUAUAAUGUAAAAGUAAACGUUGGUACUGGCAGUAGGCUAGCCUCCAUUCGUUCAGCCUAUUGUUACCACCCAAAUUAAACAGUAAUGUAGAAUUCCCUUCCACAUGCGCCAUACAGUAAACAAGCCAGCUCUUUUUCUUUUGAACCCAUUUCAAAAUAUUUGAAACAAACUGGGGGGAGUGGAGUUUAAAAAACCCAUAAAGAUCUUGAUGACCUGUAGUAGUUAUGGUGUUUAAAGGGCCCAUUAAUUUGUUAGCAAUUCAUUAUCUUCAGUUAGAUAACAGCUGAAAAAUCAUUGCAUGGACCAAACUGUAAUAAAAUUAUUCAGAUCAGAUUCGGUUUUCGGAGAGUAUUCAGUAUAGCUAAUAGAAUGUUUUAAUGUUAUUCUUAUACUGGAACUUUACAUCUAUAAUUUAAUUUGCCAAGCUGAAGAGAUUAAUAUUUACUAAGCAUAUAUACUUUGUAUCAUACCUCACAGUAAUAGAUUAUACAUCAAAUACCCCUAGCUCUGUCUUAAACCUUCUGAAUAUAUUGAAUCCCAACUGGCUCAGGCUAAGUAAUCUCUGAAAUGGAUAUCAAGAUCUAAGUAAUCUGCUGAUGCUGCAGGGCGCUGCCACUUUUAAGGGGCAAUAACAAAGGUUCCCAAGUGGCCUUGUUUUGGAGGGAUAGUCCUAAUUUUGAGAAAACCCACGACGUGCCUCUUUUCUAUCUUAAUGUCCUUCUUUUCUAGAAUAAAAGUCUUUAGAAAUGAAGGAAUACUUUGGUCUUUAUCAUUAGCAAUUAGUAGGUCAUGGGGUCUUAGCUCCACCAAGAGCUGGACCCACGCACACAACCCCUACUACUGGCCCUCCACUUGCCCAAUUCUGGUAGUCCCUACCUGCACUUUUGUAUCACCUUAAACAAGGAAUAUGAAUACUCUGAGAACGGACAAAAGCUUAGAGGAAUUCAGUAGCUUGCCCUUCCGUAAAUCCCAGCUCACGUCUCAAAAUAGUUUUGCUCACUUGUGCCAUUACAGAGAGAACCAGUUCCAAGGCAUAUCAGACUAAUCCCACCCAUAAUGGCAGUCCAGAACCAAAAUGGCAGCAAGUUCUCUCUGCACAAGAGAUAAAGCAACCCCAGACAAGUGUUUAAGCCUUCUUUGGGCCUCGUCAGCGAGGUGUAGCUGAUACCCCUCUAGGCGCAGAGAGCACGGGAUCCAUCUAAGCUGCUUAGUUUCUGUUCGAAUAGAAUGAAGAGAAUGUAAAUUGACUGUAUGGUUAUAUAUGCUUAGCUAUACCUCAUUCUUUCAUGUUCAAUUUAACAUUUAGGCAGUUAUCUGAAAAAAAGCUAUUUCAUUUCAGUUUGCUUUGCUAAUAAAGUUAAAGGACCACUCUAGGCACCCAGACCACUUCAGCUUAAUGAAGUGGUCUGGGUGCCUGGUCCAGCUAGGGUUAACCCAUUUUUUAAUAAACAUAGCAGUUUCAGAGAAACUGCUAUGUUUAUGAAUGGGUUAAGCCUUCCCCUAUUUCCUCUAGUGGCUGUCUCAUUGACAGCCAGGCUUGCGUUUCUCACUGUGAUUUUCACAGUGAGAAGCGCUAGCGUUCAUGGGCUUUAUGACCGGCUGAAUGCGCGCGAAGCUCUUGCGCUGCGCAUUCAGCCCGGAGGAGGAUCGGAGGAGGAGAGCUCCCCGCCCAGCGCUGGAAAAAGGUAAGUUUAACCCCUUUUCCCCUUCCAGAGCCGGGCGGGAGGGGGACCCUGAGGGUGGGGGCACCCUCAGGGCACUAUAGUGCCAGGAAAACUAGUAUGUUUUCCUGGCACUAUAGUGGUCCUUUAAAUGUCGUGUAUGAUUGAGUAAUGUUUGCAUACUGCCUUUGUUAACAUACUAAUUAACUAUGUUAUGCCCCCUUGCAGCCUACCCCCUGCCCACACCCUAGUCUUCCUUAGUCAUUUAGAAUGUUGGAGGCUGUGGCAUUGUUUCUUUGGAUACUCAGUCCUUUGUUGACAUCUCUCUAUUUCGGUUAUAUACUUUAUAUUCUGGAGAGGAGCCUGGUCUCCUUAUUGCACAAUGUGGCAAGCAGAGUGUCACUUUCUAAAUAAUCUAUAACAAUUUAUAUACAUGUUAGUUGGCAAACAAUAUUCACAGCUUGGGGGCAACUUGGGAACCCUACUAAUUAUAGGCUUACUUCGAUCGAUAUAGAGCACUUUGGCACAGACGGUGCAACCCAUCUGAUGGCACUAGACUACUACAGCUUGCUUGUAGGAAUAAUUAUAUUGACAAUAAUAACUCUUUAACCCCUUGGCGACAUCUUCAAUUUUAGCCUGUUUGGGCCCUAGAGAGACAUUCUAAGCACCGUAAAUACUACGUGGUACCGAGUGGUUUAACCCCUUAAGUACACAUGACAUGUGUGACAUGUCAUGAUUCCCUUUCAUUCCAGAACUUUGGUCCUUAAGGGGUUAAAGAGUCUGUCACCAUACCCUCGAUCUGUAAACACUGACAUUUCUAUGAAAAUGCUCUGUUUACAUUUGUCCCUAAGGACAGCGUUGGUGUUGGUGUAUUCCUUUAAAGGAUUUAUAGUUUUUAUUGAUUUUGGCCUCACUAAUAUGCAGUAUGUUUGGCAUGCCCAAUUCAUUUCUUGUCUGCAGCUUUUGCAAGGCCUCCCUUUCUUCCCCAGCCAGGGCCGGACUGGGAAUUCCAAAGCAGCCCUGGAAAAAAAAUGUAUGCCAGCCCCAUAAGUCAUUGCGCCAUAUAUUGUCGCAUGUUAUAUGUAAGGCUAUGUCUUGCCACCCUAGUUGAUUGAGAUAUAGAUAUAUCUUUCUCCAAUAUAAAAUAUUGGUCCUUUCAGAGUAAAACGUUUAAUUAUACAGUAAGCAUACUGUGACACAAGAUGAUUGAUACACAGCCUCAUAGACAAACAAUCUCACUGAUAUACAUAAGGUCAUUGACAUAAAAACACAAGCUCACUCAGUAGCAGGCACACACACACACAAGCAAGCCCUUGGACUCGAAACUAGUGAAUUUCUCUGGGCCAUAGAUACACAGGUCCCAAAGUUGGCCAAACUCUUCCUAUUAGCUGGGAGGUAUGCUAAUAUGAAUCAAGGAACCACGGGAGGUGUCCUCAAAUUUCAACACAACACUCCCAUAUUUGCAGCUCCUAAAGGAUAUGAAAUUAAAACUAUGAGUGCGUUAAUGCAAUGUUGGUAAAAUGAUAAAAUGUAGAGCUGGGCCUCGUUCCCCUAGCAGAUAGCUUCGGGUAAGUGUUAAUCUGUGCUGUUAGUUAUAUCAGAGCUGUAUAAUAGUAUGACUUGGGUUUCUUUAUACAAACUAUUUAUUUCUUACUCUUACUUUUUUCGUCUUUUUGUUUUCAAUGAUAAUUCUCACAAAUCAAUUUUAAUUGGCAAAAAGUUGCUUUUCUACCUGUACGAAAUCCUUCAGUUUAAUCACUUUACGUCAAGGGAGGCCUUCAUCAAAUUUCUCUGCAAAUCUCCUCUGCUCCUUUGGGUAGCAAAAUUAUGGAAGAAACUUUUAUCUGUCCAGAAUGUAAACAUCAGAACCGCCAGGAAUCCGUUCCGUGUGCGAUAUCUGUAGGACAAGUGCAGCCAUUCUUAAGUAGUUCUAACAAACAUUGUUAUGGUUGCAUCAAAUACUUACCUGCUGAGCUACCUACCACAGGGAGGAAUGAGUAGGUUUAUAUAUGUAGAUAUUGCAGCAAUGCUCUUAUUUAACCAUAUCAAUACUUUAUGAGAUGAGACAUUUAUCUAAAGUAUCCUGCUCACUUCUCUUUCACACUUUCACAUAGAGAGAUACAAAUUAUUAUUUUCACAAAAAUAAUAUCUGUAAUAUCUCCUGCAAUGACUCUAGACGUGGAUCUCAGGGUCACCGUGAUGCCAACACUGCCAAGAAUUCCAUUGAAAUGUAAAUUAUUUUGACAGAUUUUGAACUUGACUACUUUUGGAAGUGGAGCAGAUUUGAAGACUAUGUCCAGUUCUGCUUCUCUCUGACCAUCUCCGGUGCCCUCUUGACAUAUCUUUUCCUGGAUAUCCCAGCAUACGUGGAAGGAAUUGGGCUAGUUGCUCUCCUAACAGAAGCCACACUCGGCAUUCCUCAGCUUCUGCAGAACUUCAAGAACAGGUCCACACGGGGAAUGAGGUAAGAUAAUUCAUUCAUUAAAAGUCAUCAUUACAGUUGAUGAAAACUAUAAAUGUUCUUAGUGAUUGAGCAAUCAAUACAUUGUCACCUUUUAUAAAAUUCCCAGGUUUAUACUUUAAUUAACAUUUCUGUACAGGGUUAAGUGGGUAUACUUGUUACUUUUCUUUUCCCAUUGAAAGAAUUAUUAAAGAAAAUAAGUUAUGAAAAUUGCAGAUAGAAAAAAACUAAAAAAACACAUUAUUAUUAUUUUGAUUUAGUAAUAAAACUUCUAUAUAUUUUGUAGUGGUGAAAAAUUAGUGUAAAACAUUAAGAAGGAGGGUCGAGGAUGGCUUUCGGAAAUUUAAGCCUUGAUACUUUUGUCUGUUUGAUAUUUUAUCCAAUCAGAAUCAGUUACUGAACAGAAAAUGCACAGAUAACUGUAAACUAAUGGCAGUCCACCAUCUGACAUCCUUGAUAGGCUCCAUAUCUUUUACAUGUAUAUUAUAUUUCUAGAAAUGUCUUCUUUUUAAGGUGAACGUGGACUGAUACAUAAAUGUAAAAUGAUAUGUACAAAAACCUUUUGGUUAUCAUGCAUGAACAAUAAACAUAGAUAAAUAAUAUCGGCUGAUGCAGUCUGCUAAUCUGUUUUAGCAAGAUCUCAUUUUAAACAAAAAGAAAAAAAUAACAUUAUUUUGUAUAGCCUCUAUCUUCAGGCAUGUCUCAGGUGACACAUUUAUGGGUACACUGACUAGUCUAAUAAAUGUCAUUAUUCAGAACAUAAACUUCAAUAAAGGAUAAUCUCCGCGUACGAAAUAAGAUGCAGGUUCCUAAUUAACGUGCCAUGCCUAGGAACGACAUUAGUUAUAUUUAUGUUGAUUUGUGCCUUCUCUGGCAGAUUCCUCUUGUGAACUACUUAUUAGUAAACCAUGUGCCAAGCUGGGAAAUCAUACCCGCGUUAUACCGCUGGAGAGCCAACCUUGCCGUCUCUGAGGUCUCAUAAAACUAAAGUUGAUUUAUUAUUUAAAGUUCAAAUUGGUACAAUUAUUAAAUAUCUAUAGACAGCUCCUGGGCUUUUACAAAUAAAUGUAAAUAAAUGUAAUAAAUCCUGCUGUAAUGUGUCUGUACAUAUCUAUGAUGGCGGGAGCUGGCUGUAUGUUUAGAGCACAGUGACCUAUUAAUUAGAAUUUGUCAGGAGCCAAUGUUACGUUCCCAAACUCCAGAACGUGACCUGGCCCCUGACAUAAUAGUAUAACACAGCCAUGAUAACAAUAUUGAUGCAUGGCAUUUGGCAUGUCACAUUGGCUCAUGCUGAAUACACCCAAGGGUUCCUUAUUCACAGACUAUUUCUAUUCUACCUCUCUAACGCCCAUUACUCCCUUAGCCUAGUAUCUGAGAGUAAUCUGAAUUUUCUAAUGAUGAAUACCAUUUUGGUGGGAGGAGGGGGGAGAAAGGGGGGGGAGGGAACACAAUAUUAAAGGGACACUAUAGUCACCAGAACAACUACAGCUUAUUGAAUUUGUUCUGGUGAGUAGAAUCAUUACCUUCAGGGUUUUUGGUGUAAACACUGUCUUUUCAGAGAAAAUGCAGUGUUUACAUUACAGCCUAGUGAUAACUUCACUGGCCACUCCUCAGAUGGCUGUUAGGGAUCCUUCCUGGGUCAUAGCUGCCUAAAAUGCAUCCAAAAAUUCAGUGUCUCCUCCCUCUGCUUGCAGACACUGAACUUUCCUCAUCGAGAUUCAUUGAUUCAAUUCAUCUCUGUGAGGAGAUGCUGAUUGGCCAGGGCUGUGUUUGAAUUGUGCUGGCUCUGCCCCUGAUCUGCCUCCUUGUCAGUCUCAGCCAAUCCUAUGGGGAAGCACUGUGAUUGGAUCAGGUUACCACUUCUGAUGAUGUCAGCAGACUGCUUGUUUUUCUGAGUCUAAAAGCAUGCAGAGUUACAGCUUUAGGCUUGAAUACAGUAAGAUUUUGGUAUAUUUAUGGAGGGAUGAGGGGCCCAGGGGGGCUAGAUGGUGGUUUUAACACUAUAGUGAUCCUUUAAGGGGUUCAAUAAUUAAAGGAGGUGGUAACAGUGUGCUGAUCCAAGGAGAUAGCUGAAUGGCAUUUUGGAAUCAUGAGGAAUAUUGUCCCUGAUUGUGGCAAAAUUGAAAAUACUUCAAACCAGGGUUUUUUCUGCAUUUUAUGGAUCAAGCACAGGAAUAGAUUUGUGGACAGUUGAACUUGAUGGACUUUUUUUCCACCUAGGUGACUAUGAGACUUUAUGACUAUAUUAGUGUCCUGGUGUAUUGACCUUUGUUAAAUGAUUUCGCUGCUUGCUGUUAGACCUGGCAUGGCUUGUUUCCCUCUGUCACUCUGUUGGGAACCUGAUAGAAUUUCUUAACCCUUCCCUCACAACAAGGGGUCUGAGCCCUUAAAGCAGGGGUACUCAAACUCUGGCCCCCCAGAUGUUGAUGAACUACAACUCCCAUGAUUCUCUGGCUAUCUAUGUAAUUCAAAGAAUCAUGGGAGUUGUAGUUCAGCAACAUCUGGGGGGCUGGAGUUUGAGUACCCCUGCCUUAAAGUCACCAAAACAACUUUAGCUUAAUGAAGCAGUUUUAGUGAAUAGAUCACCCCAUGCAUUCUCACUGCUCAAUUCUCUGCCAUUUAGGAGUUAAAUAACUUUAAUUAUCCAGCUCUAUUCACACACCCCUGCAUGUGACUUGCACAGGCUUCCUAAUCACUUCCUGUAAAGAGAGAACUAAUGUUUAAACUACAUUUACUACUCAGUCUGAUUAAAUUAUAAUUUCUUAUCUCCUGCCCUGUAAUAGCCUGCUAAAGCCUACAGGAGCAUCAUGUGUGUAAUUAAAGUGCAAGUUACAAAUCAGGUGAUAAGAACUUCUAAAGCAAACACACUGUAAUCCCAGUGAUCUAAUUAAACAUGCAACAAUUUUGUUUUCAUGCAGGCUGUCAGUCACAGCCAGGGGAGGUGUGGCUAGGGCUGCAGAAACAGAAACAAAAGUGGUUUAACUCCUAAAUGGCAUAGAAUUGAGCAGUGAGACUGCAUGACAUGUGCACAGUCGUUAUUCGGCAUGUGCUAAAACCUUAAUAAAAUAACUCUGUGACACCAUUUCUGUUGGAGUAUAAAGUCCACAGCUUUAUUAAAAAUUUUAAUUCAACAAUUUAACAAUUUAGGGUCAUUGUCACAAGUAUUAAUUAUGUCCGACCUUCUUGCCCAAUACCCCCGACAAUGACCCUACCAAAUAACAUUAAUAAAACAUUCCAAUAAUACAUAACGUUUAACCCAUGGCCUACCAAAGAGGCCCCAUAACCAUAUGUUUAACUGUAGGGGUGUACCCAGACACCCCUACACCCCCAGAUUCGUAGCCACCAACGAGCUAGAACCUACAAACCAUUUUCCACUCCGGCAUAGUCCAGCCUAGACCUUGGCCUGCCCACUUCCUAUUCCACCUAAAUCCUCUUUAAUCCAGGCCCUAUUCCCGCCGCUGUGACCAAACGGGAAACUACCUUACCAAACAAGACAACCUAAAACAAAGGGAGGGUGGGAGGGACAAGUAUCAAGUAAGUGUGAUUUUGAUUAAAAAGGCCAGUUCACCAAAAUGGCUGUUAUUUAAACCCUUAUUCUCCUCCCCCCCUGUCCAGACAUUACUUUUCCACACCCCUUGACCUUAACUUCACCUGCCAACUCUCUGGCCCUGUCAAGGCCCACUCCCCCCCUGCGUUGCUCCAUGGGCUUCAGGAGAAUGAACUAUGUACUAAAACUGCUUUUUUAAUCUAAAGUUGUUUUUGUGCUUAGAGAAUCCCUUUUGAACAACAAAAUCCAAAAAUGUAGUAAUAUAAAUAUUAAGACACCCUCUUUAGCGGUCGCCUGUUGGAGGGGCUCCUGCCACACAUGUUAAUUAUAUGGCGGUAUAAAAUAAACCAAAGCCUGAAUACAUGCCGGGGUACGGUACCUAAGAUCGGGGCACCCUUGCGAACCACCUACUACCAGACAUGGGUGCCUUCCACGACCGUGAACCCAAGUUGGCACUCUGCAGCCCGCGUGGAUGGGGUUGGGGAGAGACGGCCGCUUUCCUUGCCCCUACGCCGGGGAUACAGAGCCACUGACUAUCUGCCCCCCCUUUAGGACUGGUGGGGGUGAUCCCGGUCCACCCCCCUGAGGCAGCCCGGUCACGGCCGAUACAGGCUGCGUGUCUGCAAGAACGGCAUCCAGAUACAGAGGCCUGCACAAUGGCGGACGCCACGUGCACAUCAGAUCACUGCGAAGAGAAGCAUGAAUCUCUGACCAGGCUAAAUGCCAUACUUGAUGCCUUCUCCCAUCUGCACGCAAACACACAUGACGGAACCAGGCAACAGAGCCAUGUCGUAGAGAGCUGCAAACUUUCCACAUACCCAGCCUUAAGCCAAGCCUCGCAAUGCAGCCACAGAAAAAACGUUACUCCUCAUUGCCCCGGAUCCGGACACCACCAAAGAAAAUCCAACGGACCCUAAUGGAUUCAGCCACAUUUUUACUCUGUACGCAGACCUCCGUUGUGACGGGCAGGCAGGCCGGACAAAGAACAUCGGAAGAAACAGCAGGGACCUACCCACUAAAUACCCUCACACUACGAUCCAUCCUCUGAAACAACCUCACACUACGAUCCAUCCUCUAAAAUACCCCCACACUAUGAUCCAUCCUCUGAAAUACCCUCAUACUAUGAUCCAUCCUCUAAAAUACCCUCACACUACAAUCCAUCCUCUGAAAUACCCUCACACUACGAUCCAUCCUCUGAAAUACCCUCAUACUACGAUUCAUCCUCUAAAAUACCCUCAUACUACGAUUCAUCCUCUAAAAUACCCUCAUACUACGAAUCAUCCUCUAAAAUACUCUCAUAUUACGAUCCAUCCUCUAAAAUACCCUCAUACUACUAUCCAUCCUCUGAAAUACCCUCACACUACGAUCCAUCCUCUGAAAUACCCUUAUACUACAAUCCAUCCUCUGAAAUACCCUCACACUACGAUUCAUCCUCUAAAAUACUCUCAUAUUAUGAUCCAUCCUCUAAAAUACCCUCAUACUACUAUCCAUCUUCUGAAAUACCCUCAUACUACGAUCUAUCCUUAAAAAUACCCUCAUACUACGAUCCAUCCUCUGAAAUACGUACCUUAACACAACGACUGUCUAACACACCCUCACACAGACUGUCUAAGAUACCUUGUACAUUGACUGACUAACACAUCCUAACACAGACUGUCUAAUGCACCCUCACACAUCGACUGUCUAACACACCCUCACACAGACUGUCUAACACCCCCUCACACAUCGACUGUCUAACACACACUCCCACAUCGACUGUCUAACACAUCCACACAUCGACUGCCUAACACACACUCCCACAUCGACUGUCUAACACACCCACACAUCGACUGUCUAACACACACUCCCACAUCGACUAUGUGACUGUCACGACCAGGGGUCAAGUCCUGGGGAAAAAGGUGUGGGAACUCACCCAAGAUUCCCGCCUCCCCCCCCACCCCCUUAAAAAAUUUUUUUUUUAAAUUACACUCCUAUGCAUAUAGUGCAGUGCAGGGUGUGUAUAAUGAAGGUAGUGUGUUUGUAGUGAAUGCAGAGUAUGAAUAAUAAAUGUAGUGUGUUUGCAGUGAGUGCAGUGUGAAUAAUAAUUGUAGUGUAUUUGUAGUGAGUGCAGAGUGUGUAUAAUGAAUGCAGUGUGUUUUAGUGAGUGCAGUGUGUAUAAUGAAUGUAGUGUAUUUGUAGUGAGUGCAGUGUGUAUAACAAAUGUAGUGUAUUUGUAGUGAGUGCAGUGUGUAUAAUAAAUGUAGUGUGUUUGUAGUGAGUGCAGUGUGUAUAGUGAAUGUAGUGUUUUUUUAGUGAGUGCAGAGUGUGUAUAGUGAAUGUAGUGUGUUUGUAGUGAGUGCAGAGUGUGUAUAAUGAAUGUAGUGUGUUUGUAGUAAGUGCAAAUUGUGUAUAAUGAAUUUAGUGUGUUUGUAGUGAGUGCAGAGUGUGUACAAUGAAUGCAGUGUGUGUAGUGUGUUUGUAGUGAAUGCAGAGUGUGUAUAGUGAAUGGAGUGUGUAGUGAGUGCAGAAUGUGUAUAAUGAAUGCAGAGUGUGUAUAGUGAAUGUAGUGUGUUUGUAGUGAGUGAAGAGUGUGUAUAAUGAAUGCAGCGUGUUCUGGAUGAUGUGUGUGUGCACGCUGGAUGACGUGUGUGUGAGUGCUGGAUGAUGUGUGUGUGUGUGCUGGAUGAUGUGUGUGUGAGUGCUGGAUGAUGGGUGUGUGAGUGCUGGAUGAUGGGUGUGUGUGCUGGAUGAUGGGUGUUUGUGUGAGUGCUGGAUGAUGUGUGUGUGAGUGCUGGAUGAUGUGUGAGUGAGUGCUGGAUGAUGUGUGUGAGAGUGCUGGAUGAUGUGUGUGUGUGAGUGCUGGAUGAUGGGUGUGUGAGUGCUGGAUGAUGGGUGUGUGAGUGCUGGAUGAUGUGUGGGGGGGGGAGCAUUUUUUUUAACUUUAUGUGUUUAUUUUAUUCCCCCCUCCCUGCUUCUUACCUUGUCAGGGAGGGGGGAGAUCGCCUGGUGGUCCGGUGGAGGGAACCAGCCGCUGCACAGAGGGGCCAUCACACGCUGUGUUCCCUCUCCAGCUCUAACUCUCGCGAGACUCGCCUGUGCGGAGCGUUGCCAUGGUAACAGCCGCGGGUCUCGCGAGAGUUAUAGCUGGAGAGGGAACACAGCGUGUGCUGGCCCCUCAGUGCAGGUAGCAGGGCCGGUCCUGCAGGACAGGUAACGGGAACGGCGUUCCUGCUGUGGAAAAAGUGCAGGAACGCCGUUCCCAUGCGUUCCUGCAGGACUCGAGCCCUGGUCACGACACUCCUUAGUUGAUUUGCCCUCGUGCAGUACCCACACUCACCACUAUCACUGUUUGGCACUGUUCCUAAUUUCUUUUCAUUAGCACUUCACCUGGUCCUUGUUUUAGCACCUAUAUAGUCUGGUUUUUCACCUCUCUCCUUGUCAGAUCGGACAAUUUCAGGCAGAAAAAUGACUAAGUCCCAUCGCAGAACGGGACUUAGUCUCUGCGGCUGCAAACUGAGUGGAGGAGAAGGUAAAGGUCAGCGGUGUUCGUUGAAAUGUGUAGCCGAUUUCAGCUCCGUAGAUUUGGCUACAAACACCGCUGACCGCUUUCGGCAGAAUAAAGAUGGCCGCCGCCACGUGUUCGUUUGUACGAAUGGCGGCCACCCAGCGGUCGGCAAUUUACCUACAGCAGGCUCCCAGCCUGGGAGGUAAAUUGCCUGCACACUUCCACUUCUAGGUGGUCCGCCUGUGUAAUACUUGGUUCAGUAAGCCCCAUUUACUGAACCAAGUGGGAGAAAGCCAGGAACAUCGUAUAUUAAAUGUUUGGGGACACUGGGGACACCGUCUUAAAGGGGCAUUGUCCCAAAAAGUCUCAAUAUGCCCACAUACAGUUCUUAAAGGGCCUUUCACAGUCCAAUAGAAGUCCAUACGCUGUGCUUAAAGGGCCAGUAGCAGCACAAUAAAAAAAUCCAUUAUGCCCAAAUGCAUUCUUAAAGGGCAAUACAUCCCAGGGCCGUAGUCACAGGGCAGGAAUGCAGGCAAGCAGCCCCCUCCAAAAACUCAUGGCAAACUCCCUUGAAGGGGUGAGUUUGCUACAAGAGAGAACUUGUACUAUUGCUCAGGAUGGCAGGUUUCUCACAUAUCCUAGAUUCUUGCAACAUUCAUCAAACAUCAAGGAUUGCUGACAAGAUGAAAGUUGUUUUCUUGAAUUCCUGGCUUGUUUGUACUUUUAAGACUGGAUGAUUUAAUGGGGAUCAAACUGAUUAUCAUAUUGGUGGUUCUCAUAUUCUUUUUGAAGACACCCAAACACUACAUCUUCAAACCCUUUAAGUCCAGUCUAACGAAUGCUUUUUCUGGAGACAUUGGAAUAUACAGUAAAAGCAGAAAAACCCCUCAGGGAAAAAACCAUGUGUGACCGUCCGACAAUCGCCCCAAAGCUAUUUACUGUUUAUAGAUUUAUUUCAACUCAAAUCCCCAGCAAGUCAGAAACACCCCCAACACUUGGGCUGAUCGCCUGACCUUCAUCAAGGCUGAUGCAAUAGAAAUCCUUAACCCUUUAUGGACUGAGACAAAUGUACACUUUGUGAUCAAAACAAAACGUAAACAAAACCUGGCAUUUGCGCUACAUGUCUGUUCAGGCGUAAUUCGCCUCUUUCAUAUUAAAUGCACCCACCCUUAUUAUAUAUCAUUUUAUUCAGGGGAAACAGGGCUUUCAUUUAACAUCAAAUAUGUAGGUAUAAGACAUAAUUUAAUAUGAAUAAAAUAUAAAAAAAUGGGAGAAAAUAAGAAUUUUUAAAAAAUGUUUAGUUCUACGUGACAUUCUAACUGUGAGUGUCAUAAUACUGUUUGCUUUUACUGUAAUAAAAUACGUGUUAAACAGUACCCCCUAUGUACAGGUUUUAUGGUGUUUUGGGAAGUUACAGGGUCAAAUAUAGCACGUUACAUUUUUCAGUUUUUUCACAUUGACAUUCACCAGAUUGGUUAUGUUGCCAUUGAGACCGUAUGGUAGCCCAGGAAUGAGAAUUACCCCCAUGAUGGCAUACCAUUUGCAAAAGAAGACAACCUGAGGUAUUGCAAAUGGGGUAUGUCCAGUCUUUUUUAGUAGCCACUUGGUCACAAACACUGGGCAAAUUUAGCGUUAAUACUUGUUUGUGUGUGAAAAAUGCAAAAAACUAAUUUGAACGCCAAUUUUGGCCAGUGUUUGUGACUAAGUGGCUACGAAAAAAGACUAGACAUACCCCAUUUGCAAUACCUUGGGUUGUCUACUAUUGCAAAUGCUAUGCCAUCAUUUUCAUUCCUGGGUAACCAUAGGGUCUCAAAGGCAACGUAACCAAUCUGGCGUAUUUCCAUGUGAAAAAACUGAAACACAAGCCUUAUAUUUGAUGCUGUAACUUUUGAAAACAACAUAAAACCUGUACAUGAGGGGUACUGUAAUACUCAGGAGACUUCGCUGAAUACAAAUAUUAGUGUUUCAACAGUAAAACAUAUAACAACAAUUAUAUCGUCCGUGUAAGUGCAAUUUGUGUGUGAAAAAUGCAAAAUAUGUCACUUUCACUGACGAUAUCAUAGUUGUGAUAUAUUUUACUGUUUUGAAACACUAAUAUUUGUGUUCAGCGAAGUCUUCCAAGUAAAACAGUACCCCCCAUGUAUAGGUUUUAUGGCAUCUUGGAAAGUUAUAGGGUUAAAUAUAGUGCCAGCAAAUUAAAUUCCCUGGACUUUCGGCCUGGGUUGUCAGGCAGGUCCUGCAAAUUGUAAUUAAUAAAAUUACCUAAUUAUGUAAAAUUAUUACAUAAGUAUAUACGUAGAAUUAUUAUAUAUAUACCUGUUUUUAUAUAUGUGUGUGUGUGUGUAUAUAUAUAUAUAUAUAUAUAUAAGAAACCAAGAGGGCUGCACUCACCUGAACAUGCAUACAUUAUAGGGUGCUGCUGGGGCCAAAAUAUACAAAAUACAGAAUCCAGCGCACUCGCUUAUUCACUAAACAAUGAUUUCAAAAACACCUCACCUAGGCAAAAAAUAAUGGGGGUUUAGUUACAUUAUAUGAUCAUACAUUGCAUAAGCCUGCCACAACGUCAAAGUACCCCAUAUUCGGCAGGUCCUACUCUAGCAGCCUAAUGCUUGCUCUUAUGAGAUUAGUCCACUUACUUGGGAAAUACUUCCUUACUGGGACUCUCUGCAAGUCAAGGCUAAAUAGGGUCCUGGAAUGAGGCACCUGUGACAUGGAGGGGUGCAAUUUGGGAGUCCCAGGCCAACUCCUUGGUUUUGCACUCCUCCCUGUCACAGGUGUCUAAGAUUUGAAAUCAUUGUUUAGUGAAUAAGCGAGUGUGCUGGAUUCUGUAUUUUGUGUAUAUAUAUAUAUAUAUAUUUUUUUUUUUUAAAUUAUUUUUAUUUAUAUAUAGCUAUAGAUAUAGUGAUAUAUACGUAUAUACUUAUGUAUAUAGAUAUAUAUUAUUUCGUUCUACGUGUAUUUUGAUAUCAAUAUAUAUAUAUAUAUAUAUAUUAAUUUUAAAAUACAGUUAGAACGAAUUUACACAUAUAUUUUUUAUUUUUUUAUUUUAUUUUUUUACAUAUUUACAUAUUUAUAUAUUUUAUAUUAUAUUUAAAUAUAUAUAUAUAUAUAAUAAUAAUGAUAUAUAUUUAAUCAAUAUUAUUCUACGUGUACUUUGAUGUUAAUAUAUAUAUAAAUAUAUAGACAGAGUAUGUGUAUGUUUGUAUAUGUGUGUAUAUAUAUAUACUUAGAUCAUAUAUAUAAUAGAUAUAUAUGAUCUAAGUAUAUAUAAUUAAAUUUUACACUGUUUUAAACUGUAUUUAAUUUUUUUUCAGACAGCAGGGGGAGUACCUGUCAUUGCUAUGGACGGCUAUGCCGUCUAUGUGAUCGCGAGGUCCUCGCAAGGACCUCGUGAUCACAUGGCCCACGGGGCCAAAGAGGGCUGAGGGGGAAUCCCUGGGCUCCCAGGUAAGUCCCCAUACCCCAAUCGCCGGCGUGUGAUUGCCGGCGACCGGGUAAGUACCCUGGACGGCAGGGACCUGCCAACCUUUUAGAGCCGGUUCCCUAAGGACGGCAUAGCACGCCCGCCGUCCUUAAGGGGUUAAAGGGCAAUGGUCAAUUACUGGGAUUUUUAAAAAUAUAUAUUUGCUGGCUUCCGGUUCUGCCGCCAUCUUAGCUGGCCGCGUUUUACAAUGUCUCCAAGCCGUGCACCGUAAUUGGGUGCCAUCCAGCCCUGUAAAGCCGCACAGAUCUACCCCACACGAAAAAGAGGUGUUGUGGCACCCUGAUCUAUGCGGGGGCUGCUGUUUGGAGCCUCGGCAGGACUCACUGGACCUCGGAAACACCGCGAGGGACGGACGGAAGUCAAGGCCUAUGUAAUAUGCUGAAAAGUUCAGCCUGUUCUCGGGUUCCCACCUUCACCAGAGGAUUGUGGCCUCACGACCCCGACCGCCACUGGGGAGCUGAGGUGCCUUACGGAAAAAAGGGGGGAGCCGGCGGAGAACUGCAGAAAAGCAACCUCUCACAAAACACACUGGCACAGAGCCAAACCAUGAUUCCCUGCCAUUUUGGGCAGCACUCAGCAGACUCUCCAUCCCUGGUGCAGCCUGUGCCACUCUAAAGAGCUAUUGCAAGCAAAGAGCAGCUCAAGCAUUAACACACAAAGUGGGGACACAGCUCUGACUCUCUCCCAUACUCCACAUAUAAUACUGGACAGGCCCUAAUGUAAAUAGCUCUUUUCAUAAAUUAGAUUGUUUUUAUUAUUAAUUCUUGCCACAUCAGUUGGCCUUUAUCAUCACUGCUCCUCUGCUCACAUAAGCUUUCCAACUAAGAUCCUGCAAAUCUGUUUGCCCUCUGGCAUCAUUUACAACCAAUAUUCCAACGUCUCUAUUUGGCCUCAAACGGUUAACCUGCAUAAAGCAGACAUGGCAAAGAAGAGGCCUGUUAGGGAACCUCUCCUACUUCACAACAAAAAUCGCAACUUCUCGCUGUUUAAGCUACUCAAACAUCCCAAACCGCUCAUUUCAGAGGGCUAUCAACAACCGCUGUAGAGGCCUAACACUGACGCUCCUACAACUGUGGUGUCGCAACAUGAGGGAUAACCUAUAAAAUAUCUAAGGGACUGAGCUUUUUACACACCUACCACUCCUACCUACCUAAAGCCACUACAUACCAAGGCAUCACUAUGCCAGGUUGGUGUCAAACAACAAGGCAACUGGCCCUGGCUGAUGAAAAGACAACACAGCAACUAGCCACCUCAGGCACCUCAUUUAAAAUCCAGACGGUUUUCUUACCUGCUCCCCUCUUUAACCCCCUUUUCUCCUACUAUUCUUUUCCCCCACUUAUAAACUUUGCUCCACUUCUCCCUGCGAGUAACAUUGCACAUAUCACUUACCUGUUCACACAUACCUGACAACAGCGCUCAUUCAUCUCUAGGUACACAAACAAAUUCUGAAUUUCACUUACUGAACCUCCACGUCAACACUUUUCCAUCUACUGCCAUACGACUUCACACCAUCCACCAUCUCAGUUUGCCACACGCUUACCUUCUGCUCCUACCUAAUCUCCUCCCAAGUUAUUUCUGACUUUGCUCCACCGUCAUGGACAAAUUCAUAGACAAAGCACCUUCUAAAAGAUCAAGGAAAACUACAAAGACUGCUGAAGAAGCCACAUCUCAAAGAACCUACAUUACUUUCAACUCCACAUCUCUCUCCAAGCCACUCCUGUAUCAUGACAAGCAGUGGAGACUUCACGAGAAGUCUCCAAUCUACUCAAACCAGUUUUUGAAACACAAUUUAAAGACCUCAAAGUGUCCAUAGAUUAUGCUCUACAUCUCCUACAAGCUCACUCAUCCUAACUCAUGCUCUUAGAAACAAGACAAAGCACAACAGAAGACAAGCUUCAUCAACUACAAUCCACAAUUAAGCAACAGCAUACCACAUUAACACCCCUGCAAGAUUGGAUGACCUAGAAAACAGAAGCCACCAAAGCAACCUUAAAUUUGUUGGUUUCCCAGAAACCUUGAGAUCCCCUGACAUAAUUCCUACUCUACAAACUUGGAUCCAAGAUACUCUACAAAUCACAACCACCUCAGACACCCUUCCUGUCAUUGAAAGGGCACACAGACUUGGGCUGGACAGACCAGGCAAAGAGUCAAGACCCAUGCCAAUUAUAGCAAAAAUUCUUAAUUAUCAUAACACAGUGAGUAUAUUAGCAGCUUAAAAAUCCUCAAAUAAUCCCACUUACCAAGACAACAAAAUCUUGAUAUUCAAGGACUACUCUGCUCAAGUCACUCAGAGACGAAAAGCAUUCACUCCCAUAUGUUCAAUGCUAUAUAGAAAAGGCAUACAGUUUGCCUCUACCCAGCCACUUUUCGCCUACAAAUUGCCAAUCACACCCUCUCCACUUCGUCAGUGGCUGAAGCCUCAAAAUUCCUACAAGAUGUCAUGCCGGGUUGGGAUAAGGGCUCAUCCAGCCGGCCUGUCCAUCCCAUGCCUGAUUACUAAGAGAGCUACAGUAAUCUCAAUUUCCUAAUCUUUUAGUUUCAACCAUUGUACAUAAGUUGGCCCAUUGGGCCCUGUUCAUGCCAGUAUCGUAAACUGCCCCAUCUGCCUUCACACCGGGACUUACCUGUCUGCUCGAGCUGGGACAGACGGAAUCCCACUACAACGCAUCAACAUGUCUUCCGCUAGGCACCAUGCCGAGGAGUCGACUGAACAAAAAUGUCUCAAUCAACUCAACACAACUAUGCUUCUACUCUCAAGUUCCUCUCCUGGAAUGUAGGGAGCAAACACACCCAUCAAAAAAAAGAAGAUACUCACCUACCUGACUAAACAUCAAGCCCAAAUUACAUUACUGCAAAAAACUAAUUUGUUACUUCUGAAGCUACUCAACUCAAGCCCCCCUGGAUCCAGGCCUGUAUUGCAGAUUUAAAGCUGGACCUGUAGUUGUGGGAGAGGCUUGGGUCCCCUUUAUAAGGGCAUCUAAUCCUCUCCCACUUUACCGUGGUUGAUCUGGCAAGUUACCCCUCCCACCACUCCCUUUAGUCACAUCACCUAAGGUGGGCCCUCUUUAUUACAGGCCUAUUGCCUUGUCGGUUCCGGCACACCACAACCGACUGGUAUUAUUAACUAUAAUGUUUAUUACUAAUUAUAUGUUAUAUAACCAUUACGGGAAUAUUGCCCCGACCACAAAUAAAUAUUCGAAAACCAGAGGGGUGGUGAUCUUGUUGCACUCUAAUUUGCAAUAUGUUGCUCAAGAUUGUGAUAUAGACCCCGAAGGCCGCUAUAUCUUCCUAUGUCUUACCAUCGAUGCUACUUGCCACUGUAUUGUAAAUGUAUACGCUCCAAAUGCAUGUACUUAACCCUUUUUCAUCAAACUUCUAACCCUACUUGCUCAAAUCGACAUUAGCCAAAUAAUAAUUGGGGGUGAUUUUAAUACUGUUCUUUUUUUUUUUUUUUACUUUAUUUUUGCAACGGUAUUGAGUAGACAAUGUGAAAGAUUUGGCUCGUGCAAGAGCUCAAUGGCGUUCCAAGAGGUGAGUUUAGUACACAAACAUGCCAAAGUACAUGUGAGAAAUGUCUCAGGUAAUGACAUCAUUGCUACUUUCAUCCGUUGUUAUUGUUUCAACAAGAGUAGUGAACAUCACUUUAAACAAUAUGAAAAGUAAACGAAGAAAAGAAAUGAAAAAGUAAGAGAUAACUAAACUGCGGGCCGGGAUACCGGUCGUCUCGGCCCAACGGUGGUGGUCAGGGUGGGGGGUGUAUGGGCAAGGUGGGGUGGGGGGGUUAUACUUCAGUCCGUUGUUUGUGUUUGCGUCUCCUUUCUGCUAUUUGGUCUUUAUUGGUCACUGUAGGUCUCCCACGGUUCCCACGUCUUAUGGAAAGCUUUGGUUGUGUCCCUAACUUGGGCCGUGAGUUUGUCCAUAAGAUGGCAUUCUUUAAUCUUAUUGAUCACUAUUGCUACUGGGGGGAUGUCUUGUUGUAACCAGGUUUGGGCUACUGCUCUUCUGGCCGCUAAGGUUAUUUUGUUAACUAGUUGUUGGUUUGGUUUGGGCCAACCCUCCUGGGGUCUGGCCAACAGGAACGCCCAUGGGUUAAGUGUCACUGGCCUAUCUAAUAUUUGGGUUAUUAGGGUUUGAAUGGCCUUCCAGUAGAUUUGAAUCUUAGGGCAGUGCCACCACAUAUGGGUAUACGUCCCUCUCUCUCCGCAGUUGCGCCAGCAGAGGUCUGUGGGUGUUUUUUUCAUAUGGUAUAAUUGAACAGGGGUGGUAUACCACCUGAACAUCGUUUUGUACGCCUGUUCUUGCAUUGUGACGCAAAUGGAAGUUUUGGCGUUUGCCUGCCAUAUAUCCUGCCAGUCUAUGCCUUCUAAGGUUUCCCCAAGAUCGGUUUCCCACUUGUCAGUGUAGUGGAGGGCGCCCCAUUCCCGCGUGGUGGAGCAGAGGUGGGAGUACAGGAGGGAGAUCAUUCCCUUUUGGUAGCGUUCGGCCAGGCAUAUUUUUUCAAAGAAUGUCGGUUUAGUUGUGGCAGCUAUUUUGACAGACUCUUGGGUAGCAUAGUGUCUUAGCUGGAGGUACCUAAAGAAAUCUGCAGGGGUCAGGGUUGUUCUGGUUUGUAAUUCCGCGAAAGGGAUUAUUUCGUGUCCUGUGUAGAGUUGGUGAACUCUUUGUAGGUCCGCUCUUUCUAAGCCCCUGAAGUCUCUAGGUCUCGUGCCCGGAGCAAAUGCCCUAUUUCGGUAUAUGGGGGUGAGGGGGGAGGACGUUGUUGUUAGUUCAUAUUUUAUGGCAUAUUUGUCCCAAAUGUGGAUCGAAUUCGUGAUGGCUGGCAGGCGGUCCUCAAGAGUGCUCUGUGCUCUUUCGGGGUCCAUAUGUAGAACUGUGGAAGGUCUGAUUUCAUAAUCAGAUAUUCCAGGUCAACCCAUCUCCUGGUUUCUGGAGGGGUAUGCCAUAUUGCUAUUUGUGUCAAGUGGGCUGCAAUGUAGUAGAAAUGUAUGUGUGGUAGACCUAAUCCCCCUCUGGUUUUGGGGCGGUAUAGAAUGUUACGGGCUACUCUAUGUGUUUUGUUGUGCCAAAUAAAGCGGUCAAUGGCCUGUUGUAAUGGCUUUAGGUCGUGUUUCGUUAUGGGGAUGGGCAAGGCCUGGAAUAGGAAAAGGAUAGGGGGUAGGAUGUUCAUCUUCACCGAGUGUAUCCUCCCGAUCCAAGAUAUAGGUUUGUCCGCCCAGGUCUCCAUGUCAGUUAUGAGUUUAGUGAUUAUUGGGGAGUAGUUAAGUUUGUGUAGCUUCGUGAGAUCCGCCGGCAGUUUUAUGCCGAGGUAGGAGAGGUAGGUCGGUGUCAUGCGUAUGUGGUAGUCUGACGUGAUUCGGGUGGUCUCAUUUUGUGUGAGAAAUAGUGGGAGCGCGCUGGAUUUCUCCAUGUUGACUUUGUAGCCUGAUAUUGCACUAUAGUUCCGCAAGAGGGGCAUUAGUGCGUGCAUGGAGUGUAUGGGGUUAGUUAAUGUGAUGAGGACGUCGUCCGCAUAUCCGGACACUAGGAACUCUUGGUCUGUUAUCUUUGCCCCCGUAAUUUAGGGGUGUUCUCUGAUUGCCUGUAGAAGGGGUUCAAGUGUUAGGACAAAAAACAACGGGAAUAGGGGGCAUCCUUGUCUAGUACCGUUAUAUAUGUUGAAUCGUGGGCUGUUCGACCCGGUCAGCUGUAUUUGGGCUGUCACGUCCGUGUAUAGCGCCCGUACUGCCGUGAUGAAGGUGGGGGGUAAGUUUAAGUGUUCCAGCAGCGUGAACAUGUAUGGCCAGUUCACCCUGUCGAACGCUUUUUCAGCGUCUAGGGAGAGGGCUAUCGCUGGUGUGUUGGUUGUAGUGAGUGUCCAUAUUACGUCUAUAUUUGGUCUUGUAUUUUCAAAUAGCUGUCUGCCGGGAACGAACCCGACCUGGUCUGCGUGAAUGAGGUGUGUGAGGUGCAGGUUUAGUCAUGUCGCCAGUAUUUUUGCCCGAAUUUUACUGUCAUGGUUUAUUAGUAAAAUGGGUCUGAAUGCCUCUGGUAGAGUGUGGUCCUUGUCUUGUUUAGGUAGAAGUAUGAUGUGUGCUUGUGUCAUGUCUUUGGUAGGCGGGGUUCCCUCAAGUAAUUCGUGGAAUAGGGUUUCCAUGUGUGGGAGCAAUUCUUCGCGAAAGGUUUUGUAAUAGCUUCCCUCGUAGCCGUCAGGGCCCGGGUCUUUGUUGCUCUUUAGGGAUGAUAUGGCCAGAUUGAUUUCGUCUUUGGUGAUUGGGGCUGAUAGUUCCUCUAUGGCUGCAGUAUGGAGUUUGGGUAGGUUGAGGCGUGUUAAGAAUUCUGAUGUUCUCAGGCAAGCCGCUGGAGUGGGUGUAGAGCCUUGAGGGGUGUGGUUGUAUAGGGCUUCAUAAUAGGAGGUAAAGGUCUGCGCUAUCUUUGUUGGCGUGGUUUUCAUGGUGCCAUCGGGGGCUCGUAUGGACGUAAUGUGGGGGCGUUGCGUUCUGGGGUGGAGUGUACGGGCCAACAGUGUGUCCAUUUUAUUCGAUUUGUCGUAAUACGUCCGUUUAGUCCAUGUGAGUGCUCGCGCUGUGUCGUUUAUCAGCAGCUGCCUGAUGGAGAGGCGCGUGUCGUGUAGGUGUUGUAAUGUUUGUGGGUUCGAGUCUGUUUUGUGGCGCUGUUCUGCUUUACGGAGAGUAUCUAGUAGCUGGGUGAGUUUUUGGGUUUUCAAUUUCUUCCUAUGCGUCGCUAUUUUGAUGAGGUGUCCUCGAAUGACGGCUUUGUGUGCUGCCCAAACUACAGUCAUCGGGACGUCUGGCGUCAGAUUUUCUGUGAAGUAUGUUUGUAACUGUGUUUGUACCUCUGCUACAACUAGUGGGUCUUUUAGAAGGGAGGUGUUGAGCCUCCAUGUCCAUGGGGUGGGACUGUGUAGGCCUUCCAAAUAGAUUGCAAUGUCUGCGUGGUCUGACCAGGCAAUGGAGCCUAUUUCUGUUUUUUGGGUUUUAGUGAAGCCUAUUUGGUUGGUCAGGAAAAUGUCAAUGCGUGAGUAGGUGUCGUGGGGGGGAGAAUAGUAGGUAUAGUCUUUGUGACUGGGGUGCUGUGCCCUCCACGCGUCUAUAAGUCCCGUUUUAUGAAUGAAGUCAUUGAGUUGUUUAUCCUGUCCUCCCUUGCCGUGGGAUCUGGCCAGUCCCGGGCGCGAGCUUCUGUCAGCUGCUGGGGAGGGGGUGGCAUUUAGGUCGCCUCCUAGAAUGACCACUCCAUUGGGUAGUGACAGGACUUUGUCAGCCAAUUGGUUCCAGAAUUGUGGGGAGGGGGUGUUGGGAGCGUAGAUGUUGAUUAGAUGUAUGGUUUGUGUGUAGAUUUGGCCUGUCGCUAUUAUGUAUCUGCCCUCUGGGUCGUUUUCUACGUGGCUGAGGUGUAUAGGGCAUCGUUUGUGGAUGAGGAUAGUUACCCCGUUUCGUUUUUGGAAGGCUCGUGCCUCAGCAGCUACACGGUAGGUAUGGUCGCGGAGGGAGACCUGGGCGGAUCUAGGUAGGUGCGUCUCCUGUAGGUACGCGAUGUCUGGAUUAAGUCUUUUCAGUUCCCUAAAAAGCGUGCGUCUCUUGGGUGGGGCGUUGAGGCCCUUAACAUUGAGUGAGGAUAUUUUUAUUGCCAUGGUGUUAGAGUUAGAGCGACUCCGAUGAUGUAGAGACGUAUGGGGUGUGGCUCGGGGGGUGGCCCUCUUCCACCUCUGCUCACCCUUCUCUCUGCGUCAGUGGGGUUCCCGUGGGAGGGUGUUGUCUUAUCUAUUAGUGACCGAGGUGUUUGUAAAGUAUGGGUCGAUUUGCAGUUUGGAGACGUGUAGAGUGGUAUGCGGGGGGGGGUGGGAUAGGGGGUGAGGGGUCCAAGGGGGGUACAGGUGUACCCAUCUGGUCUUAUGCCUUGCCAGACUGUGGGGGGGAUACUUGGAUCCUUGCCUCCUUCAGGACUGUUUCCGCCUGAGGGGUCUGGGUCAUGAACCAAUUCACCGGGGGUGACCCCCAUACCAUGAAAGUAUUUUGGAAUGAUAUGCCAAGUGUCUCUAAUGUCUGGAGCAAUUUGUGGGUAUUGAUUUCCCCGUUUUUAGAGGGCUAGGCUGCCGUGCUUUUGGCUGAGGGGGGUGGAACCUCAUGGGUAAGUUCUACCAUGGCCCCGUGUUUGAAGUUACAAGUUGGAGGGGGAGGGUGGAGAGGAAUGUCCCGUCUCAUUGGGCUCUCAGAAUUGGACAUGGUACUGUGUAAGUGCCGGCGGGUACCCUAGGGCGCACUUAGUGUGAGUCCCUAAUGUGCAGGUGGUCUACUGGAGGGGAUGUACGCUGGAAGCGCUGGGGGGGGGAUUCCGUAGUCUGUCUACCUCGCAGUAAGGUGACGUAUCGCCCGCAAAUGUACUUUGGGAGGUGGAGCCACUGCUGUGUGUAGCCUUGCUCCGUCUGUUUAAUGCUGUUCUUGACCAUCUUCUAGGCAGAUCCCCAACGGGUUCCUCGUCUCCCACAGACAGUGACCGUGCCCUCACACACCUGACCAGCUCCUGUAAUUUACAUGACCCAUGGAGGACGGAGAGGGACUACACAUUUCACUCCCCAGUACACGACUCUCUAUCUAGGACUGACAGGUUUUUAGUCACCUCAGCAGCACGGCCCCAUGUAAUCAACGUUACGAUAGAUACAAUAGUGGUCUCGGACCAUGCACCUAUCACGGUAAAGAUACAAAACCCAACAUCCUGCCCUUUCACUGCACACUGGAGUUUCCCAGCAUAUUUUACUAAUAAUCUGUCUUUCCAAAGUCAUCUCCAGGCCAGUUGGGCUAACUUUAUCAAUGACAAUCUGGAACACACGGAUGACCACAGACUAUUAUGGGAAACGUCCAAAGUGGUCUUGAGAGGAAAAAAAAUCUUAUUUGCUGCAUCAGCUAAAAUGGCAUGGAAACAAGACUUUACCUCCUUAGAAAAUGUUCUCAAACAGGCACACAUGCAAAAUAUAACUGACCCCACCGAUGACCACAAACAACUAUACAAAGAAGCACAAAAUUACCUUAACACAUUCGUGCUAUCACCUCACCAGAUGGCACUAGAUGCACGUCUCAUGAAUUAAUAAAUACAUUUUUUUAUGAUUACCAUAGAAAUUUAGCAAAGGCCCCACUGGACAAUCAUGCCUAGCCCUCCCCCAAAUUGAUGAGGAGGCCAGGGAGCUCCUGUGUGAACCUAUCAUAGAGGAGGAAAUACACAGAGCAAUCAAAACACUGAUAUCUGGGAAGGCACCUGGCCCAGAUGGUCUCACAGCAGAAUACUACAAUUCCCUAAAACUCCAAAACAGUCCCACCCUCAAAUACCUAUUUAACCAAACAUAUCUUGAAGGUCUACCAAUAGACACUCUCAAUCAGGCCCGAGUCAUUCUUAUCCCCAAACUAGACAGAGAUGCAGAAGCCUUGGACUCCUAUCAACCAAUCUCACUACUCAAUCAAAAUGUUAAGGUUUUCACUAAAAUCAUAGCAAUGAAAAUCCAAACGCUCCUACCUAUCUUACCGCAUUGGUCGAUAGGAGUUCAAUUACCGCUUAGUUCAAUGACCGAGUCAUGGCCUUGAGGCCGUCUCAGUGCCCUUGAUUUAUGGUGCCAUAUGUGAGCUCUCCGAUUGUGCGGCUUGCCAGUGUGGAGUUGGCUUCUUCGUGGGUGCCAUGCAGGCACACUGCCGCGAUGUGGCAUAGUGCUUGCCGGCGAUGUCAUGCAGCUCGGUGCUUGGAGGAUCCGUGGUCGGACACUUCUCCACGUGGACGCUGGAUAGAUAGGCAGCUUCUUCAGCAUCUUUCACCUGUGUGGUAGGUAUAGUGGGGUGGGUGGCCUUAUGCGCCUCCAGAAGUCCUGGCAGAUGUGGUCAAACUGGGCUUCAAAGCGCUCCCUCCGUGUUUGUAUUUCUGGGCUUUCUCGUGACUGCAGGGGUAGUUGUUCGGCAGCCAUAUUGGGCCCGACCCGACAUGCGGUCUGCGGUCCAACCGAGGAGUUUCAGGAUUUAAGCCCAUUGGUUUCCCCAAUGCAGGUCGCCAGUAGAGCUGCUGCUUCUUGCGAUCCCUAUGGGGGAAUACCAGCCACCUCUCCUGGCUAGUAGGCCUCCUUCCAUGCUAGGCUGCUUAUGUGGAGUGACGAUUUUUGCUUCUGAUUUCCAUGAGGAGGGUAUUCCCGGAUCUCACUCGUUCCAGCACUUCUUUUUAGUUGAGCUGGGUUGCUUAUAACAAGAUUGUGGCAUAUAUUAGCCUAUAUAAUGCAGAGUUUAUGCCAAAGCUCUCUUCAGGCACUUCUGGCUAGCUUGGCUGUCAGGCCCGCCCCGGGUCAAAGGUUUUCAACGCUGACGGAGGUGCGGGGGCAUUUCCCGGGCCUUCCAACCCCAUUGUUUGCAUACCUCCAGGUGCGGCACUACUACUACUACUCUAUCACUCAAACUUUCAAGAAGCGGAUUGAGAGAACCCAUUAGACACCAUGCUGUGCUCCUGGACACGAGCCACUUAUUCCACAUCUAAACUCUAUAUGUUCAUACGAUACACUCCAGACUGGACUGGUCUUCAUAACUCCUACAGACAUCGUGAGGGCGCACCAAACCCAAUGCCAAAUCCUGCCUAUCAUCGCUUACAGAGACAUGUUUCUAAAGACCCUACACUAUGCCUAUUAUUCCCCACACAGACUACAUCUAAUGGCUAGGAAAGACUCAACGACCUGUUUCAUUUUUGACUGAGGUGAAAAUCUGGAGUUCUUGCUCUUGGGACCUAUUCCGGGUCAACCCCUAACUAAUAAAUUAUUCCUCCUCAUAACAGCAACUAUUGGUCUGGAACCAGCUGAAUGCUCCCACUCUACAAUUAUUUUUAUCUAAACUCCAAUUUUUUUCCAAAAUGGAUUGGUUAGCGACACUAACCAACAAAGAAAUCCUUGCCAGGAAAUGUAUCCUGACCUAGAGAUUGUAUAUUUUAUCUAGAAUACACAGCAUGGUUCUCGGCAGAAGUGGUGGCCAGACAAGACCCUUUACAAAUAACAUCUCAUUAAACAACAAAGGUAGCUAAAAAUAUUAGCUAUUCCCACAUACUAUUAGCUUGCACUUCCUGCUUAAUUGCUGCCACCCAGUUAGUCAGGACUUCAUCACUCGCAUUAUAUUUGAACUAUUGUUGUUACUAAAAUGCAAAAAUGUGCUGCUGUUCUACAUGCCAUGGUGUAUUACUUGUUUAUACUACGCUUGAUAUCGCUGCUGUGGCACACUUAGCAUAUCUGUUGUUAAUUCAUAAAUUGUGCAGUUCCUCUAAAUGUCAUGACCAUAUUUAAUACCAUUUGUUAUUGCUGUGCUUGUUACAAGCUCUCUGUGUCAUCAUUUGCACAACAAAAAUAAAGGGGGGGGGGGGAGAUAUAUAUAUAUUUGCUUGUCCCAUUAAUUUAGCAAUUAUGUGUUUAUGAUAUUUAUGAUAAAUUAGAUGUACAGAUCUACACAGCUUUAUUUAGCUCUUUCCUCUAUCCUCUUCCUCUAAUGCAAUGCGUGCCAGGCUGUGCCAGGACUGAACCGGAUUGGGAUUCCAAUAGCUAUAUCUGCAAUAUACAUUUAAAAGAAAUCUCCAAAGAAGUGACGGUUUCCCUUUAACUGAAGGAGAUUUCGAUUGCAAGGAACACCCGUGCCAUUGGUAAUUAAUAUGAAUGUAUUUGCCCAGUUGAGUAGCACAUAUCCUCGGUUCGCUCAGUUAUAGGGGUGAGAUGUGACAACUAAUUAUUACUUUGCAGAUCUUCAGGGCAAUGGAUCCUACAUCCUUCAUAGAUUAUUCAAGAGUGGAAGCAUACGCAGUGAUAUUUUUAUCCCAUAAUGCUGUCAAUGCAAGGCACACGCUGCCAUCGUCCUGGUGAAACCAAGCACGGCAUGUCCUGAUUGUGGGAUACGUUUUAUUUACAAUGACAUAUUCUAUCUUUAUCAGCCAUCACUGCUGUCCAAACAUGGAGAUGCUCAUUCUGAAAUCCACGUCUGUGUUAGCUGCACCAAAAAGGUCUGGCUUUAAGCAAUGGGAAUAUUUUAAAGUAAAUAAGACCCUUCCCACCAUAAUCUCCAAAUUGAGCUGUAGCAGCAAUGCCUGGAGGGUCCCUUUAAUGGAUAUUUAUGAGAAGUCAUGUAGGUACCUGCCGUAAUAACAGGACAUGCAAUAAAGUAGUGCUAAUUACUUGCACUGGCAGUUUUAAUGGAACACUCCAGGCUCCAUAACCACAACAACAUGUAAUACAGUUUGACAGUGUAUCUGAUACCCCCCGGGUUCCGGUCACCUCCUCCAAGUGAGCUGAACUCCAUCAGGCCAGAGAAGCCAGGCAGCCCUGCACUACAGGACUUAGCUGAGGGGAGCCAAUGGACAUGCCAUGCAGGUUUAUGGCUCCCCUGGAGUCUGUGAUCGAUGCCUGGCGGAUCCCAGAUAACUUAUCAAACUGUUUGCAAAGUUUGACACUAUGAUGACACCAGGGUACUACUGGCACUAUAAGCACUACAGCACGCUGUAUCGGUUAUGGUGCUUGGAUUGUUCCAUUAACGAUGAACGUGGUAAGCUAAAAAUAUAAACAUAAUCAGCUUUUAAAAUGCACUGCCCUACAGAAGGCAUGUUCCACGUGUUUUACUAUAACCUAUUUUAAUUAAUGUAACAUUUGUCAAAUAGUGUACAAUUCAUCCAGGGUAUACAGAGAAUAUAACACAUUGAUAAUUAUUUCACCUUACCCAUGAGCUUAUAACCUGUCUAUACAAAGUACAAAGCCAGAUUGAUUGAAUUGGCUAAUUACAAACUGCAAGGCGAUUGCAUUAGUUUUAUCAAAUAUUUCUAAUACGAUUAGAUUAACAUUUUUGGUGACAUUUCCACUUUUAAAUAAUAAAACGUAUAGUAAAACAUAAAUGACUAAUUUAAUUUGCCUUCAACCCACUCAGGUGACACUCACCCAGGAAAUAUCUGCCACAUUCUCUUUAUUCUAAGUUGAAUGAGUAACAAAUGUUUCCUAUCUAUAAGAGAUUUCAUGAAAAAGUCCCAUAAUCACUGAAUUUCAGCCUACCUCCCCGCUUUACUGCCAUGCUGCUGUUAAAUCCCUUAGUUCGGUAAAUUAACCUGGGAACAGUUUUUUUGGCAGGAAAGUGCUUAAAGGACCACUAUAGUGCCAGGAAAACAUACUCGUUUUCCUGGCACUAUAGUGCCCUGAGGGUGCCCCCACCCUCAGGGACCCCCUCCCGCCCGGCUCUGGAAGGGGGAGAGGGGGUAAAACUUACCUUUUUCCAGCGCUGGGCGGAGAGCUCUCCUCCUUCUCUCCUCCUCCGAUCCGCCCCGUCGGCUGAAUGCGCACGCGCUGCAAGAGCUGCACGCGCAUUCAGCCGGUCACAUAGGAAAGCAUUCAUAAUGCUUUCCUAUGGACGCUGGCGUGCUCUCACUGUGAAAAUCACAGUGAGAAGCACGCAAGCGCCUCUAGUGGCUGUCAAUGAGACAGCCACUAGAAGAUUAGGGGGAAGGCUUAACCCAUUCAUAAUUAUAGCAGUUUCUCUGAAACUGCUAUAAUUAUGAAAAAAUGGGUUAACCCUAGAAGGACCUGGCACCCAGACCACUUCAUUAAGCUGAAGUGGUCUGGGUGCCUAGAGUGGUCCUUUAAUAUCAGUGGCUCUGCUCUUCCACAUUUUUAAUCUCUAGGAGACAACGCAGUACCUUGCAAACUACAAUUAUCCUUAAUAAGGCUCCUGCUGUAUGGAGAGGCUAGAAAAUUGGCUGCAUAUAUAUAGAGCCAUCGCAAAAAAUAAAAUAAAGUUUGCAGUACUGUUAAAGUUAUACAGAUAAGACAAAACAGAAAUUUCACACUAUUUAACCAUUCGAAUACCAGAACAGUGACCAUCCACAUAUGAACGUCAGGAUAAUGACAUAGAAUUCCUAUUAUUUAAAAUACUUUGAAUUCACCAAAAGAUAUAACCUGAUUUACCUCGCACCACAACUAGAUUUUUAAGGGAACUUUACACUGAUGUGUGAUGUGUUUCUUUUAUUUGCUAAUUUUAUAUCUUCCUGAUGUAUAUCACAUGCAAUUUUAUUAUUUUUAUUUUUGGAAAUACCCCUUUAAAUCUCCCAUGACAUUCAACCAAGCCGAGAAAGUGGAUGUUUAUUCACUACGUGUUAUAUGAUAUUCAUGCAUCUACAAGGGCUUUGACUUUGAAUGCUUCUCUGUUCCUUAUCUCUGUACGCCUCCAUGUUUUAAACUUCGCACCCAUAUUUAUAAAUUUGACACUCAGAAAAUUUAGCAAGCCUAAGACAUUGUUCCUGCCAAGAACUAAGAUUUAUUUGUGAGAAUCAAAUAUAAAUGAACUCACAUAGUCCUUUUUAAAGAAAAACUUUAGAAAUAAUUAUAAUUUUUUACAAUGUAACCUUGUUCCGGAGGUGAAGGGAGACUUCACACAAUGACACGAAUGAUGUUCAGCUUUGGGUCGUUUCAUGAUUACGACCCUGUUCUCCAUUUACCAAGUCUAAAAAAUUAAAGGGGGGACAAGCCCAGAAGCUUGUGAUUCUAAAGCAUAACAAGAUACUGCAAUAAUCUUUUAUUUUUUUAUUGAAUCACGUUUCCAUACUACCGUAUUUUCCAAAAUAUCUAAACUUUUAAGGAAAGGUAAAUAAAAAUAAAAGAAAUGAUGUGAAACAGUUUGAAAUCUUUUUGAAUUCUCAUUAAAAAGUCAUUAUUUUUAGGAGUACUUAGGAAAUCGUUAAUAUUUGCUUUGGGGCAAAGCACAAAGAAUAAACACGUACCCAUUAAAAUCACUUUGAUUUUACGCAUGCUGAUUUUGUAAGCAUUAGGGAAAGAAAUUAAUGAAAAAAACAAGUUGUAUGUAUUUUUUCUUCUGACAUGGGAUUGUUCAAAAUUCAGCUAUUUACGUAAUGAUGUACGGGAAGAGAAAAACUUGGGUGGAAAUUUGUAAAAGUGUCACUAAUAGAAAAGUGGGUUAAGGAGAUGAGUACUACUGUUACUGCUAAGGGAGAAGGGGCUUUACGUAUGGUGCUAUCUGCUACAUGUUGAAACACUAAUUUUGUUAUUUGGCUACAAGAGACACUGCCAAGUUUUUCAUCAAUAUAUGCUUUCCUGUUUUUUGUUGUUGUUUUUUUUAUGUAAUAAUUUGACAAUGGCAACACUAUAAAAAGAAACAUGUUAAAGGGACACUAUUGUCACCAAAACAACUUUAGCUUAAUGAAGCAGUUUUAGUGUAUAGAUCAUGCCAAUGCAGUCUCACUGCUCAAUUUUCUGCCAUUUAAAAGUUGAAUUACUUUUGUUUCAGUUUAUGCAGCCCUAGCCACACCUCCCCUGUCUGUGAUUGACACAGCCUGCAUGAAAAAUAAUAUUUAAUUUUCAAUCAGAUGUUAACUUGCUUUAAAUGUUUUUAUCUCUUGCUCUGUAAAUUGAAAAUUAAUUACAUACAGGAGGCUACUGCAGGGUUUAGCAAGCUAUUAACAGAGCAGGAGAUAAGAAAUUCUAAAUUAAACAGAAUUUGUAGUAAAGGAAGUAUAAAUAUUAGAUGUCUCUUUACAGGAAGUGUUUAGGAAGGCUGUGCAAGACAAGGUGCCAUAACGUUUGCUAUUAUAAAAACCUUAUAUUUGUUUUUGUUUUUUAUUUCAUGCAUUACGCAUUCUACUCUGUUAACCUGGGGUACCAACAUUGUGCACCUUUCCUGUUAUCUCCAGUACUAGGAUCCUUACCGACGUGUAGGCAACAUAUUUUUAAUUAAAAAGAAUAAAAUAAUUUGGGUUCAAUAUCUGAAAGUGUACCAAUCAUCAAAGAAACCUAUAGAAUAUUCAUACUGAUUUCACCUGACCUAUUUGGUUUCCAUGGGGAUUGCUCCAUUUUUACAGCUUUGCCCCACAUUUCUCUUGGUCUGAUUACUUGGUGUAAUUACUCUUGUAGGAAAAUAAGGCAGUUUUGGAUUUCUAAAUCUCGAUUGCAUCGCUGUGCUCCAGUAUUGUAACGUUGGCCCUAAAGGAUAAGUGACACUGUUUCAGCCUAUAUAGAUUAGAGUAACUUUACGUAUAUGAUGUCAGAAUGAAUGGUUUGGGAGCCAUUUAUCUAAUCACAUAGUUUCCAUAUAUUAAAUUAUUUUAAACAUAUAAUUCCAUAGAACGUUGGGUCUACAAGAAGACGUCUGUUGUAUUUAACACCUUGAGGACAGAGCUUCAGAAGCUUGUCUUUCACUUGAUGACAACAGCGUUUUUUUCAUUUUUUGCUGUUUGUGUUCAACUGCAAUUUGCAUUUUACUAACUUAUUGCACCGACACAUAUUAUAUAUCAUUUUUUAAAGGACAGAAAGGGCUUUAAUUUGAUGUAACAUAUAUAUAUAUAUAUAUAUAUAUAUAUGCUUAUUUAUUAUAAAAAAUACAGAAAAAUGCAAAAAAAAUAAAACAUUUGUGUUUUUUUUUUUUACAGUUUUUGCAAUAAUAAUGUGUGCAUAAUUAGUGCAGGUUAAUUAAAGUAAUUAAAAAUAAAUUAAUUUAGUUGUUCUGAUUUACAGAAUAUAUAAUGUGUCUGGGAUUUUAAGUUUUUUUUUGGUAGUUACAGGUCACAAAACACAAGGAGUAAAAUAAACCUUUAAUGUGGAGCGAUUUUAGAAUUUGGUAUGUUUGUCUUGUAAGCUUAAUAGCCAUAAAAGAAAACAAAAUUGCCACACAAAAGUAUAUAUUUAUAUAAAGUAGACAUCACGGGCUAUUGUUUUGACACUUUCUACGUAGCCAUUUCACCGCCAACCUCUGCUAAAUAUUGGAGUAAAAUUGUGUUUGUUUCUGGCGCACAAACUUAUAACAAAGAAAUUCUCGUGUAUAUUUUAUAAAGUUGGGGUGUUUUAUUCCUGUACAAAGUUUUAUUUUGUGUUCAGUUACAUCUGCUGAGUAAAAUGACACCCCCAUUGUAUGUCUUUGGCACUAUUUCAUGAAGUUACAGUGCCAUAUAAGAGGCCUGUUCUUUUCAGUAUUUACAGUAGAAUUUUGAGAGAUGGAUUUAAUGAGCCUAUGCUUCCAUUUGGGGUAUUAUAACAGUUUGACUGUUCAAAAAAGCCCACAAAGGCCUACCAUUUGUAAAAGUAGACACUCCAGGGUAUCUCAUAAGGUGCAUAUUGUGCCUUAACAUGCCCCCAUUUUUUCACCAAUAUAUGCCAAAGUAUGUGGUAAAAAAUAAUUUUGUGCGUUUUUUACAUUGCAUUUUUGCUGGGCAUUUUGUAUAUUUCACAUGUUCCACUAAGUUCAACCCCCCCAAGUUAUGCUCAGCUAAGUCUUCUGAGUAAAAUGACACCCCCAUUGCAUGUCUUUGGCACUAUUUCGUGAAGCUACAGUGCCAUAUAGGAGACCAAGCCAUAUCAGUUUUUACCGAACUUUGAAUUUUGACGCUGGGCCUAUGUGCAAUUUCCAAGCAUCUUAGCAGGGUUUAAAUUCAAACUACCCCACAAAGGCCUACUAUUUCUUAAAGUAGACACCCCAGGGUAUUUCAAAAGGUAUAUAUUGAACCUUAGCGUGGGAUCAUUUUUCCGCUAGCUUGUACCAAGUGUAAUGGUAAUAAGUGUUUUUUCUGCCUUUUUGACACACAAAGUGAGUUUGCACAGUAUAUUUUGCAAACCUUAUGUGUGCUACGACUGUAUAAUACUUCAUAUGUUGCUCAGCUAUGUCGGCUGAGUACAGCAAUACCCCAGUAUGUACCUUUGCCAGGUAUAUGUGGAUGUUGAAGGGGCACAUUUGAGACGCAGCCAUUCAGUUUUCUUUCUAACUUUGAAGUUUUACGAUGUGUCCAUGUUCCAAUUUGGAGUAGUUUAGAAGGUUGGUUAUUGAAACUUCCCCACAAACACAUACUAUGUAUUAAAGAAUACACUCUGGGGUAAUUCAAAAGGCAUAUUUUGAACCUUAGUGUGGGAUCAUUUUUUCUCUAGUUUGUUCCAGGUGUAGUGGUAAUGAGCGUUUUUAAAUGUAUUUUUUUGCUUUUUGAAACUUUUCUUACUUUUAAAAACUAGUUUUUAAACUUUUGUUUUGCUUAUUAUUUUUUUUUUAACUUUCCUAAUCUUUCUUAAAACUUUUUUUUACAGAUUUUUUUUUACCGUUAACCCCUAACUAGCAGUAAGCAGCACUAACAGUAAAUUCCCAGUUUUCCCAUAACUCCCACCCACCCCAGCUAGCAAAAUAUAUAAUUAUAAAAUAUUUAAAUUAAUUAAUUAAAUAAAUUGAACCCCUGAGGGUUAAGAAAUAAAUGAAAAUUAAUCCUCAGGGGUUAAAAAAAAUUAGAUCACAAUAUAAUACUCUGAUCUGAAUUUUGAUCACUGUAGGCAGUGAUCGACUGGCAGGGAAGGGGUUAAUUUUUAUUUGGACUAGGUAAAGUGGGGUGUUUUUUUAUUUUUUUACUUAAACGUUAUUAAAACUUUUUUUAGCUUAAUUUUUAACUCUUUAAAGUUUAUUUUAAAACUUUUUUUAACGUUCACCCCUAGUUAGCCUAACACCAAAUCACCCAAUUCCCCACUAACUUCCACCCACCCCAGCUAGCUAACUAUAGAAUUUUAAAAUAUUUAAAUUAAUUAAUUAAAUAAAUUUAACCCCUGAGGGUUAAAAAAAUAAAAGAAUUAACCCUCAGGGGUUAAAAAAAAAAUCAGAUGACAGUAAAAUGUAAUCCCUGCCAAUUGAUCACUGUAGCCAGUGAUCAAUUGGCAGGGAAGGAGUUAUUUUUUUAUUAAAAUGGGCAAAGGGGGGUGGGAUUUUAAAUUAACUUUAUUUAUUUUUUACACAGGGGGCAGGAUCAUCACUGUUCCGGCUCCCUGCACUUCACACAGAACCAGGAAGUGCAGGGAGGCGGAAGGUGAGUAUAUGGAGCACAUGUACUCGCUCUGACAGCCUGCUGGGGCAGCACUAUUGGGUGCUCCCGGUCUGCCUCUAAUACAGAGGCAGACCGGAGCACCAUUAACCCCGUGAUCGCCACAAUAGCGGCGAUCCGGGGUUAAUUUUAACGGGUGAUGGACGAGGUCCGUCACUCGUCGUUAUGGCAAUCCCCUGAGUGACGGACCUCGUCCGUCACUCGUCAUUAAGGGGUUAAAGUAAAUGUAGUUAUACUGUCCUCCAAUUUGUAUAAUGGCAUACGAUGAUCAAUAACGGCAACAAAACAACAGAUUUAUGCGAAUACCUAUAUGGAUUUCCAGAAGGAAUAUAAUUUUUUUUUAAAUAUGUGAUGUCAGGAGGACUUUAGCUCAAAAGUCCUUUUGUUGUCCUGUUCUAAGUGACAGGUGAGACAGACAAGGAAAUGGUUGUCCAGCUCUCAUUGUAGUGUAGAUAUCCGAUCUCAACAGAUGAGUCUGGGCUCCUCUUUGGGCCGGCCAGCAAUGCUGGAUGGUUGUAACUCAUUAAUCACAGAGAGGAUAUGGGAGAGAGAUGUACUUAAUUAUAACUACAGAGCACAUCGCUCAGUGGGGAACAGCAUGCGCUGAAUACAUCAAGGUUGUCCCACCUCCAUUAUCAAUGCAAUGACAGAGAUUGCUUAACGUGUACCUUGAUCUCACAGCUCAGAGCUGCAUCAGCUAUUUUGGAGAGGUUUGGGUUACGGGAACUGCUAAGCUGUGAAUGAAGGAUGGUUUUGAUGAGAUUAUUUAUUGCUUCUUGUAAAAUUUCAAGGUGCAGUAAUGAAAUCAAAGUGAAUUCAAGGGAUUAGAUAAAGAUGGAUUUGACAUCAGAAACUGUAAUGAACCGCAAACAUUAAUCGUGCAGCUUUUUGUUACACAUCAGUAGUGUUCAGGAGCCCCGUGAGGUCACCUUGCUACCUUCGGAUAUCGUCUGAAUAUUGUACUGAAUUGUGUCCUUUCUUUUCUUAGUGUGAAGAUGGUCUUGUUAUGGACAGCGGGGGACUGUUUCAAGACGGGUUAUUUUGUUCUUAAAGCUACCCCUGCCCAGUUCUGGAUGUGUGGGACAUUACAGAUCUGCAUCGACUUGGCCAUCAUCUUACAAGUCUUUCUUUACGCUCAGAAGCCACAUUCCAAGUUUGGCUAGCAAGCCCGUCCAAAAAUGCUGAAGCUGUUAAAGAUGUGAUAUACAAAAAAAAAAAAGUGAUACAAUAUUUUACAGCACAACCAAAGAAUAUAAAGUAAAAAGUAACAGCGCCAGUUACAAAAACCAAACCAAAACAUUAAUUACAGAAUGUAUUUAUUAUCACCAUUGAGAUCUUUCAAAAACUGAUCUACUUGAAAGCAGGUGCUUCACAGAAAAAAAAACAAAUGUAUAUUUAUAUUGAUCAUAUGAAUACAGUAUAUAUUUUAUCAAAGAUUUUAUUUGGAUGAUGUCUUCCAUUUGACAGGCACCUCCAUAAAUGUAUUACUGGUGAAUAUAUUUUUUACUUAUUGGAGGUGCAGUCCUUCAGAUAUUAAUGUUAGCCUGGAAUAUUAGGUAAGUCUGCUGAACUAACCUGGAAUACGAUUGACAAUUAUGUUUCAAAUAUAUAUAGAUGUAGAUUGGAAUGGCUAACCCUCUGGUAGUUACAAUAUAAUGGUUAUAUUAAUUAAAAUGUUUUGGUAUGUUGAUUACAUUUCUAAAUGCCAAAUGAACCUACAAAUUAUUUGUGAAGAGAUAUAUCUUUUAUCAUGGAUUAAGGAACAAUUGAUCAGUCCAUUACGGUAUCUUCAACAAAGGCAAUCGUAAGAGACAAAUCUUCACCAAAUGGACUUCAUGUGCAGAAUAACUGGAUGAGUUUGAGAACAUCUGGGUCCACUGUAAUGAAUGGCGCACUUCAGAUCACGUAGAUAUUGGCAGUGGUUGUAGUACUCUAAUCUACCUGCCUGUCUUGCCCAGUGACCUGUUUUUGGAGACAAAUACCGUUAGUCGCCAUAUAAGUCACACAUGGAAUCUGAUAAGGACCCAAUAUUCCAGGAGAAUGUGUAAAUGACUGUUCUGCAAUGGUUGAUUAUUGAUGUAAACUAUUGGGACGCUGUAGAUGGUGAUAGACUCCGGAGUUUAUUUACACUAGCCAGACUACACAAAAUCAAUACUUUGGAACUUCAUGCCAAACUUUUUUGUACCCUGUAGUGAUUACACGGUAUAAUAUCACAUGUAACAGACAGGAUUACAACUCCCUGCCACCGACCCCAUUAAACCACCGUGCCACAACGAAUGGUGGCCGGACAUAUUAAUAAAGAUUAGUUAAUGAAUAAUAGCAGUUAGUUAACUGAUAACAAUUCUGUAUAUAUAUAUAUAUAUAUAUAUAUAUAUCACAAAUUAAUCCUUUAUCCUGGUUUUCCGGUCAAACUUGUAUUAAUGACAUUAAUUAGUGACAGUGGAUCUGAAAUGUGAUUAUUUAGUAAUAAUGUGGAUGUCAACUUUUGCUCUCGCUUAAAGUCAUCUGUCUUCCUAUUUCUACUCUUUGUUUUCAAAGGUUUAUUACAGUAAAUUAAAGUCAAUGAUAUUUGUGUAAAUUAGAUAUAGUUCUCUUUUAAUCUGGCUGGUUAGCCAUGUUGGGUCAGAUUCUACUGUUAUCUGACCAACUGCUGCUUAACCUAACACCUAACUUGGUCAAAUAACAGUCAAGUGUGACCCAACAUGGCUGCUCAGCCAAAUAAAAAAAAAAAAUAAAAUUACACAAAACAAUAUACAUCAAUUUAAAAAAUACCAUUUCAUUAAAUGUAAUAAACUUUAAAAAAAACUCAAAAAAGUUACAAAG
Pelobates cultripes (western spadefoot toad) is the source of this 79338-nucleotide messenger RNA. Lineage: Eukaryota; Metazoa; Chordata; Amphibia; Anura; Pelobatidae. The record is from the annotation of a GenBank genome assembly.